Messenger RNA from Xyrichtys novacula (pearly razorfish), 50824 nucleotides. The record is from the annotation of a GenBank genome assembly. Lineage: Eukaryota; Metazoa; Chordata; Actinopteri; Labriformes; Labridae.
ACACUUACUCUCUCUCGGGCCCCUCCCCGUCUCCCCACCAACUGGAUGUGCGGCCCAAGCGAGGAUUUUCACGAAAACAUCCACUGCAGACUGCGUACUAGUGCCAACGAGAGGGGUGCUACGAGGAACGGGACCCGAGGCUAUGGAGCAAACGGCGUGACAGUCGAGUCGAUGGCAUUUCCAAACUUGGAUAACGGUUUUUUGGCGUUGAAAUGAGACGGUAGAUUCGUUUAAGAGCUACAACAGCAAUGAAUAUGAUAUCACUUGUUUGAUAGAAAGACGGAGAGAGAGAGGGGCCAAACUCCCUCCCUCGGUAGAGUUCAUUCUGCCCGAUGGAGGCUGUCGGGACGUUUGCAGCGAGCUCGAGGCCCGGAAUGUCACCUGUGAAACGUCGAUGCGUCGUCGCAGGACGUAAUUAAAGACGAGCUCGCACACACCUGUCUCCGCUUUGACGACUUUUUUUUAAACGUGAACUCCAAACUAAACCCGAAUUGAAAGUUAGCAGGUCAACGUUAGCUGCGCGAGGCGACCCCUCGCGCAACAUGACUAUCAUAGAUAUCACCUAACAAGAGGUUUUUUCACCACCUCAGGUAACCUACCAGGACAGGUGAACAACGCACUCUUUGAAAUUGACGGACUUUCAUUUUGACGGGACAGUUCCAGAAAGUUGUCACAUUGUAUUUUAACAUCAGCAAGUUUAUUCAAACGCAUUUGCUGAAAGAGCCGAACAGUUUUGCUUCUGGAAAAAAGGGCUUCUUGGAUUUUUUUUUUAAUUCUUGCCUAGUUUUACCUUUUGCCAUCAAUCAUGUCACUCAAAGACAAUCCCUGUCGGAAGUUUCAAGCCAACAUUUUCAACAAAAGUAAAUGCCAGAACUGCUUCAAGCCUCGGGAGUCACAUUUGCUGAACGACGAAGACCUAAGUCAGGUAAACAAACACAUUUUACACAUUCGUUUCAUAUUUGAGAUGUUCUUAUGUUCUUCUCAAAACUGAAAGCCUGUUUUUCUGUCUGUUUGAUGAGCACUGCUCUGACUGUUUGUCAUGUGUCAAUAGACCAUGAAAGUGCAAAGGUUAGGUUAAUUGGACAUAAUUAGUUUCCAGCCCAGGGGCUCGAAUUGACCUUAAUUCAUGCAGAUAUAGGUCUCUAUCCUGCACUGUAGCCUAUAUUUACUACCUUUCUGUUGCAUCAUUGAGGUUACAGUUACACCUCUGAAAAACCCUGAAAAAGCUUUUUUAAUAGCUGCUGCACUGACCCAUCAUUUUUGGCACUGUGCCUUGUUAUUUCCUUCAGCGCUCUUUUAUGCUCAAUUUGUCAGCCAGUUUUGGCCCUCGCAGCAUAAUGUGGGAAGACUAGAAACAAAGAUGUUGUUUUAAUUUAUCAUUCACAAUUAAACUAAUUCCACCCACAUGGUUGCUGGACUCUGUUGUUGAUAUUGGCACACUAUGAAUGGUGGCAUCAGGUCACACUGAACUCUGUUGGCCUGUAUCAUGAUAAUUCUUUCUUGUAAGCUGAUUGUCGGGAUUAAGAGUUACCUGUGUCCAAGGUGAAAGUUUAGAUGAAUUAAAUGCUGACUGUGAGGCUUCUUUUGUUGGCGCUGUCUGCAGCAUGUCAGGGUGAGGACGUGCAUGAAGGAAAAAUGGACAAAUGUUCUUCACAAACCAUGAGACGCAUUGUUGGAUUGAAUGUUUUUGCCCCGCAUGGAUAUCAGUCUCGUCCUGGGCGCACUAAGAGUGGAGUUGAGAAGUUUGCUGUAAGAGACUGGAGAAUCAGGACCCAGGUUUGAGUCCUACUUCAAGAAGGUCCCAAAGGACUGCAAAUCUCAUUGUGACUGACUAGUCUAUGAAUGAAGUUCAACGACCCAUGCUGUCAGUCAGUAGAGUAUCACAUAGUUUUUUAUGAUGGGUUGAAAACAAGGGGCCCUUGCAAAAUGAACAUAUACGACCACGCUUCAGACCCCAUUUGAACGCUGACGAACCAUUGAAGGGUAAAAAAUGACCCAGAUUCAUCGGGUCGUUUCUUCCCUCUCAGGAGGACUUGUUAUCGUGCUGCUGUCAGGUCAUGUGAGGAGAGACAGGACAUUUUUUGAGCGUCUGUCUCUACAUGGUCUUUCUUCCACAGACAAAGAGGAAGCUCAUGUCACAGUAUAAGUAUGAUUCUCUCAACACUUUCCUGUGCUACCCUAUCCUGCAGUCCCAUUUUCAAAUAACAUCUGCAAAGUGGCGUGACCUCUCGGGCUUCCUUUUAAUAAAGUUGUAUGCUGUUCCUCUUGCAGAAACUUCUACUACUGCAAGGUUACGACUUCUGACAAAACAUUGUGGUUACGUCAUUUUGUUUACAGAGUCAGUCAGCUGAGAAAUGUGCCAUACCUCCUGAAGUGAAAGAGGAUUUGAUGGUGGAUUACUCCCUGGUGAAGUUUUGACUGUAAUCAAAACCACUGAUAGCAAGACAUGGAGGUGCCAGGCGGGUGCAAAUGCCAGAGCUUUUCUCCGACUUGAUUUGCAGGCUACUGUUCCAUAGACUCACAGCUGGAUUAUGUAAUGCUCUUAAUUUGUUAAGCUCUUUAGUCGAUGCAAGAUUUGAGUGUAAACACGUUAAGUAAAAUUUGCACUCCUGCUCAACGCCUUACAGAAGUUCUGCAGGUUUUUUUUUAUCUCUACUUUGGCUCGACAAACAAAUGCUGACUACCAGCGUGGCCAGAGUUCAAGUUUGUCCCAGAAAUAUUUCAGUCAAACUGCCAGGCCGUCUUGCAUGUCUCAAUACCAGUUUGAAUUGCAAAUCUGUGGCCACAAAACCUCUCCGACUCAGUGCUGUUUCUCUCUCCUGUUUCUGAUCCACUGUUGUGCUAACUUCUGCCUCUUGCUACCCCCUUCCACCCACCAGUCCACCCACUUAGAGGAUCAGAAGGAAAAUCGUGUGUUAGCCUUUCCUUCUUUUUUUUUUUUUUUUUCCAGGGCAGCAUGGUGCUCUGGGAUUCAGCCAGCUGGAGAUCGUAGCCUCUGGGCAGCUAGUUGUGACUUAAUACACACCUUUAUGCAAUUAGGCUAAAAUGUAUGUUUGUCAGCGCAAUCCUGUUUCAUAUUGGGUCACGAUCUAAAGCCCAAACUUUGCAACAGCCUCCAGUUUUGCCUCAGUGGAAUCAAAAUUGACCUGUUGAUCUUCAUCUUAGUGUGUUUGUUCCAACAUUGUAAUUGUGUUUUUCUCUCAUCAGGCAAAACCUGUGUAUGGAGGAUGGUUACUGCUUGCACCUGAGGGAACAAACUUUGACAAUCCCUUGCACAGGUCUCGGGUAAGUGGUUCCAUUACUGGAGAAUAAUGCUCAAAACAGGGCCAACAAAUCCUUUCUGAUUUUUUUUUUUAUGGAGGAACUGCUAUUUUUGUGUCAUGAAAACACAAUGGUGUUCUUAAAAGGGAACUAUGUCUUCAAAAUAUGCACUAAAUAAAUGCUUUAUCAGGGCAGCUCCAAGGGUUAAUUUUGCUAACCUUUUAAAGUACUUAUUUGACAUCUGACAAACAGGAGGUCUGCUUCUUGCUGCUCCUGUCGCUGUUCUUGUAGGAGGCCUGGCCCUGGAUCAGAAAACUCCCCAUUCUCAGGCAGUAAUGGGCCUAAUAUUGACUUUUAUUUUUAUCAACCCUGCUCCCUUAGCAUCAUGUAAUGAGAGCCUUCUUAUGUUACACCGCUUCCUUUAUCAGCCCUCCCGGAUUAUUCUGUGGUGUUGCAUCCCAGAGAGGACUUGGGAGUAUGUGGGGGGAAGAGAAGAGGGAAGAGUCCCAGUUCUCACAGCCACACUGAUGGCUUCCAUAUGGGUUUUGGUGAAAAGCACCUCCAGAUCCUUCAACUCAACUGCUGUCAACAGCUCGCUGCUGUUGCUUUGACGUAAUCGUUGAAGCGUUCUGCCUUUUCUUACAAUCAGCUCUUGACUUUCGGGAGAUAAUUGUCGGCCUGUUCUUGGCGCUGAGGUGAGCAGGUUGGUCAGGUUUUGACUGACCAAUGAGUAAAUAACAGAGAAAAGGAGCUGACAUGAUAGAUGAGUCAUGUUUUAGGACCACUUAGGUUGGACAGGUUGUGGGUUUGAAUCUUUAUUUCUGGUCUUAUCUCUGUUUCCUUUUUCACGGUUAUCUUUAACGGAUAUUCCUGUUAACUUAACCCGAGCAGCUCACCAACAUCCUCUUUGAGUCGAAGGUCCUUUAGGUUACAAAGCUCCUCUCUUCAAUAUUUUAUGGAUUAGGCCCAGUAGGUAUUGGAGAGCAGGAUAUUUAAUACCAAGACAAAACGGGGCAUUAAGAUAAGGGGUCAGUGGAAAGCUCAUUGAAUCAAUAAGAAAGCUAAACGGAUACUGUCAACAUGCCCUCUAUAUAAAUAUCUGCAGAAAACCUCAAUGAUAAAGAGAUUACAUGGACAUCCAAAGUUUGUGAGAUUUACUAUUGUUGUUGUUUUAGAUCUAUCAAUCAUCACAGAGUGUAUUUUUUAUAUCAAGACAUAGAAAACUGGUUGAUUAGUAAUCUAGGGGGCAUUUAAAUCAUUCUGAAAUGAUAAUUAAUAUGAAAUACAUGUAGAUACAGAUAUAGGCCUCUGGUUAAUGUUAUAAAAAGUCUGAUACUACCCCCUGCUUCAAAUGUUUUUUUGUUUCUUUUUUUCUUCAGUGAUAAUUAGCAAGUCCCAUUUUCCUUCACAAAUUGAUCAACAACAAAAAAAAACAACUAAAAACUGGAUGAUUGAUUUUGAAAACAGAGGCAUGAUUAAAAAUGUUCUCCACUCGGCUCUAAAGCCUUGUGAUGUGGUAAAAGCUGAAAGUGUGCCAAGUGAAAACUAGGCUCCUGCAUUGCAACUGUGUCCCUAAGGCUCGCAUACCCUUGUGUGUUUACUGUUUAUAUGUGAGAGCUCCUGUGUAGUUGCCAAGUCUUUAUACCCGCAGGUCCACUACCGUAUGAGAUUUAAUGUCUCAGUGUGUUUGUGGAUGGAUGUGUUUACAGAUCUAAUAUUAAAUCUGUGGCUUUAUAUUGACAGUUGUUUCCAUUCUGGCACAUAUUUAAUUAACAUCUGUAAAAGCCAUGCUUCAUAUUUUAUAAGUUGCUUCAUUUUGAUCUGGUGUGAUGUUUGAUGCUGAUGAAUCUUUAUUGGUCAUGUGACUUUGUUGUUAAUCAAAAUUUCUUUUUUUUUUUUUUCUUUCCCAAUAUAGAAAUGGCAAAGGAGGUUCUUCAUCCUGUAUGAGCAUGGCCUACUCCGCUAUGCUCUGGAUGAAAUGGUGAGUGGAAGCUUUAAAAAACAAGGAUUUGUUGUAAAAAAAACAAAAAAAAACGAUUUUUGGAGUGUUGCAUACCAGCUGGGGGGCAUCUGUUGGCCUGUUCAAGCAAAUAAAAACAGAUUUAUGGCUUUCUGGAAGAAUUCAUCAUCACAUAUUGUCGAUUUGAAUGGUCGUAUUUAGGGUAUUGGCCUCGGUAAUGAAUCCCAUCAAACACUGAUUUUACAGAGCAUUUCUUCUUCUGUGUUAAUCUGCUGUUAAUGAAACCUCAGCACAAUACCAGGCAGUGAAAGGGAAGUGAUUAUGCCCCUUUUAACUUCUGUAGUAUUUUAAUAGGAAACUGCUGGAGGAAGUGUCGAGUUUGCAUUGCCAGCACACAGCAAAAACACACAAACACCAACAGAUGACAAAACAUGUAAGCUUAAACUGAAACAAGAUCGGACAAAGUCAUCGACCUCGUCUUUUUGGAUGAAGUUAUGAAGAAACCUAAACAUUAUGAAUUCAUAGUCACUCAUAAUAUUCCAUAGCAUUAAAACUUCUAGUUUGCCUGUAUCACUUGCUGUCUCCUCACAGUUAACACCAGCGCUCCCUGUCAUACAACAAGUAUUUAGUGCGUGUGUUAAACACUGGGCUAACUAACACAAUGGUGUCAAAGGAAUCAAGUGACACCACAUGGUGUUGAUACUAAAAGUCAUGUGCCGAGCUGUGUGUGUUUGUUCAAGGGGCUUACACGCCGAUUGUGCAAGAGUCCCAUGAUGACUUUCCCCACUAAGAGGAAAAAUGGAAGAAAGCUCCACAUGGAGGAAAAAAAAGAGAAGUUUGCAGUGAUUUUGAUUGACACAUGUAGGCUUGUAUCUGCACAAUAGUCAUAAAGUUGAAAUGUAGACCAAAUAUUGUUUGAGUUCAUCUUUUUGUAGAAACAGUACUUUUUUCUCAGUUUUGUGUAUUGCAGCAUGUGGGCAGGCUGAAUAUUGAUUGACCCAAAGCGACACUCAACAGCGUUUUUUUUUUUCUAAACAUGGGAUGUGUUUUGAAAUGAGCUGAAAGCAGAAGUAGUUGAAACAGCACUUGCUUUGUUGCUUUUGACCCUUUCAUACUGUAUGUGGCAUUCUCUGGCAGAGCACAGAGAUACUCCGAGGUUUUAUGUAACAGAGGCCGCAGUAGCCUGGAUUCUGUGUGGAUUUUUUUUUUCAUGUCUAUGUCCUUCAGGGUCAUUUACCCUGAUAGAUGUUUGCUGUAUGUCCAUGGGAAGGCUUCAGUUUGCAUAUAAAACCGUGAGCAAAGAAGGUUUGUUUUUAAAGCGAGUUCAAUCAUGCUAAACAUGGGAAAACAUGUUAGACUGGGCUUCAUUUCUUCUCCAAAACGGAGCCAGUAAAAUCAUAUUAGUGCAGCACUGGUGGAGAAGAAAGAUGGAUGAUGUGUUUACUGGAAGAAACAAAAGAAAGAGGCGGAUGUCCUCCUCCCUAUUCAGCUGCCUCCCUGGAUGUCACUCUUGAUCUUUUCAUCUCCUUUCUGAAUGCUUGAUCAAAAGGAGAGGAGGGGUGGGAAGGGUCUGUGCAGAAAAUAUCAAAUGACACUAAAUAUAGACCCUCACUUGUCACACCAGACCCAUUAGAAUAAAUGUUCAACGAUUAAUAGCCACAAAACUUGGCUUAUCUACACUGAAGUCUGACAAUUGAUCUCUGAACAAAGCCGAAAAUUAGCAUCAUAACUCUGUCUCAGUUAUCAAUCAGCUUAGUCUACUUUUGAGGCACUUUGUAACUGUGCUCAUGGCUGAUCAAUAUCUGUUCUUGUUUGCUGAUAAGUGAAAGAGCAGGUUGGCUAAUGGUUGACAGAAUGAUAAUAUCAAAUUAUUUUUUGCAUUUGAUUAAAUACAACAAUUUAUAAUGACACCUAUUAUCCCAUGUGCAAUCUCAUAUGCAGUCUUAUUAACUGUGUUACAACAAUAUUUUAGAUGAACUUUUAACUAUUCAUGAAAUUGAAAAACACCUAAGAUUGUACUGUUGGUUUCAGAGCAUGGCUGAUAUUCAGUGCAUGCUUCAGCUUAUGUCGAUCAUUUGCCAUGAAAUGUCAUUAAUCAUGCAUAUCAGACAGUUACAACUACAGACGAUUGAAUUUAUUUAUUAUUUAAGUUAUUCUUAUUCUAUUCUUAUUCUUAUCAAUCAGAUUAAUCUGCUUAUCUGUCUCUCCAUUUUUUAUCCUCCUGGAUUUCUGGUUGUGGUCACAGACUUGAGAAUUUUUGCGUUAUUUGUAAGAGGCGGUUGUUGGCAAACAUCAGCACAUAAAUGGUCUAGACCCCAAUCUUACUCUUUUAAAACCUACCUUUUAUUUGGGUCAGUACAGUAAUUAGCUAUUUUAACUUUAAGGUGAAAACAUGAAAUAAAUAUAGUGCUUCAAAGUGAUUUGUUCAAUAGCUGGUAUUGAUUUGCUAUCUUGUAGAGUGCUUUUUGUUUUCAUGUAGAGAGCAUAAUGCUUCAUAGUUACAAUUAGCAUAUAGUUACAAUUAGCAUAAAAUACAGGAAAGGAACCAACCUCUAGAUCAGUUUGACUGCUGCCUUUUGAAUGACAGCAGGUCAAAGCUAACGAUUGCCAGCAACAUUGCUCCAGACCACAUCAGAGCCCACUGAUCAGAAAGGCCUUGUUAGGGAUGCAGAUCAGGAGGUGCUGUUUUUCUCUCAGCCUACUUUUAUGGCUCUUGAAUUUUGGCUCUAACCAAACCCAGAUGGGCUGCGGUCCAAACCUCCAGGAUGUGGCACGGCUCUUGGGGGGGAAAAGGAAUGGGUUGCAAAGGCUUGGCCUUGACAGGGCCACCGAUUUGGGGUUGCCCACCUACGGUGAACACCCAACAUUUUGCACCACUGCCAUCAUUUAAUGCUUAAAGAAAAGCUACGGCUUUGAUGAGACAAGUGGUAGGAAGAAGAAAGUUCAUUAGGAGGGAUAUAAAGAGAAAACAUUUGCUGAUUUGAAGGAUGGAGAGGGUGGCUGUAAAUGUUGCUGCCCUGCCAGGCUAAUGUGCAUUUUAAGCUAGUUCAAAAGAUUUUGGAAUAUUUUGAUUUGUUUGCAGUAAAAAUGGAAAUUCAGCCCCCAGCGUUUGCUGUAGGUACAAGCUAUGUUUUCCCACAGAAGCCCAAUGCAGUUAUUUCAGGAAUACGUUGCCAUGGUAACGUGUUUUGUUCCAUUGUCCAGCAACAGUUGACUGUGGCAUGUGUAGCAUGGGCCAGUUAUUCUGUGUUUUGUGGAGAGCUCUAGCUGUCUCUGACCUGACUGAAGGGAAAGAGGACAGAACGCUCUGGAUACAAAGCUCGAGUGUGUGGGCUGAAGCCGUCUCCAGGCUCAGUCAGAUGGUGAGCAAGCCUUUAGUAGCUGUGAGGAAGAAAAAAAAAAAAAACACCAGACACAGCACUGAAACAAAUGUGCAAGGCUGGAUGGUAUAGAGUGAGAGUUUGUGCUGAGCUGCACAUGUUUCUGCGUGUGAGGGGGGUAUGUGUACGUGUGUGAGUGUGAGUAAAUGCACCUGGGACCAAGGGUGCUUGUCUGCAAAGGCCGUGUCAGGAACAGGUGUUGCAAAGGUUUGAGAAACCUUGGGCUUUAAUCUGAUUUAAGCUUUAGCCGUCUCAGUUUGAUUAAAUAAAAAAAGCAUUAUUGAUCUUUGACUAGAGACAAAUUGUUUGGAGCAGCUUGAACUUAAAAACACACAAAAAAACCCACCUUAAUAGGAUAGUUUGAAGACACUCAAUAGUUUUAGAUCAUAUGUGUAAUUUUCCUUUUUUUUUUAUUUAAAUUUUUUCAUUGGGCACUGCUGGCCUAGCUGUAUAUGUCACGCGCCAUAUAUGGAGGAUAUGCCUCAAGUUGGCCGCCCAGGUGUGAUUGCAGCUUGUUGCUCCUUUCCCACUUAUCACCUCCUGUUCUCUCUCCCCAUCCACUGUCCUGUCCCCUCUAAAUAAAAGCAAUAAAAAAAGAUAAAUAAGAGUAAGGCUUAGUUUUACUGGCAGCUCAAACAUAACACUAUCUGUGGGGCUUUAGAGAAAAACUGCUCGGUAGAUCACAAUCAAAAGAAAACUGAAUACUCGCCACUGACACAGUGUAAUAACUAUCAGGAGAAAAGAAAAAAUGAAAAUAAACAAUGACUACCUAACACAACAGUGUGAUUGAGCUGUUCCAGUUGUGAAAGGGAUAUGAGAAACACACAACCACACGCACAAAAUCCAUUAUCACCUCAUGGUUAGGGCAGGUACGUGGGUGUGAAGAGCUCCACAGCACAGAAAAGCUCCUUUGAUGACAUCGCACAGGUUCAAAUGAUCAACACCCACGUUAUAAUAACUGCUUUUGCUACGCUGUCCGAAAUACCACACAACACCUAUCUCCCAUUGACCCUGUUUUGACCUGAUUGUUACUCAUCCACACUCACAAAUACUCACACACACACACACACACAGUCCUGAUCAUAUGAUCUAGGCUGAUGUCUCGAUCUCAGUUGUGGUCUCUGAGCUCACACUGAAUCACAGCCUCAGUGUUUUAACAUCCUCAGAUUAUGAAGCUUUUUCGCAGCAGCUCUCUAAUUACUGUCAACGCUGUAUUGUUUACAGUGUUCUCUUACUGUGUUUGGAGGCUUAUGUAGCUGCUUCGUAAAGAGGCCACACUUUACAUUCUCAUACUUGUCAGCUAAUGCAUUUCAGUCCAAGCAGAACAUGAACAGUAUACCUGCCAAUGAAAAGAGGCUGGCUCCUCACAAAAGGCCCAUUCGGACACACAUGAAUUAAAGACUGCAUCUACCCAAGUUGACCAUUUGUAUCACAGGUUUUCCUUUUAUUUCGUGCAGAACAUGAUGUUCUCAUGGCGUUUCAGGUGUUGAAGUCAUUCUCAUUUGAUGUCAGCUCAGUGAAUUUCCUGUGUUUACUGGAAUUCAAAUAGGUGACCCCUAGCCUCAUAGCAGCAUCCAAAAACAGAGACUUUCCACACAUUUCCCACACAUUAGUGCAUUCUUUUGACUUGAUGCACUCUGCUCUGCUGCUUCACUGCUGAAUCUUCCAGACAUGAGCACAGUUUGCCUUCAGAUAUGUUAGACCUUUUGAACAUGCUAAAACAUGCACAAACUCGCUACCCUUUGUUUUUUAGAGGGCUGUUUUUAACCAACUUUGAUGAGCUUUUGUGUUUGGGUAUGGCGAAAGCUUUUUGGGAUGUACUGUAGGUGAGUGGACAGGGUCCUCCAGAGCAGUGUUUUGCCUUCAGGCAUCUUUGUGGGGAAUAAGUGGUAUCUCCACCCCUUAAAAUUAGGGACACUUACAGGCAAGCUUCACGCCAGUCCUCAGCUCCUAGAAAGCCAUGGGAAACAGGGCGGAAAAGGAGAACACAUGUUUGUGUUACAAUGUAAGAUGCAAAGAUUUCUGAUUAAAGGCAGAUUUGAGGUUGAAGCAUGUGAUUUGGAGUGAAAGGCCAAGAAUGAACAAGAUGCUGCCAAUGUAGAUAAGAGUUUGCAAGCCCUCCAUACUGGAUCAUUGUGGAUUGUUUACGGAGCGUGGGCCCUGGUCGAGGCGUGUGUUGUUUUUUUGGAGAUGCGGUGCGUGAGAGUCUUCUUUAACCCCUGCCCUUGCUUCCCCAUGGUUCCAGUAGGAACUGAUCUGCUGGAAUGUAAACAGCCAUGGAUUACAGUGGGGUCACUGUUCCCAUUGCAAAAAGCCACAGAACCAUGGGAACAGCCAUUCAUACAGCUUGUAAUCAUCAGGGUCCACAACUCUGUAAAUGCCACUCAUCUUAAUGGGAAGCCCACACCCCAAAAGCUGUCAGCCAGCAGAGCAUAUUGGUAAGAGGGGAUUUUUGUGGCUUUUUGGCUGUUUUGCUGGUUUGGAGUUGCAUACAGGGUGUUUUUAAUGCAUCAUGUCAUUGCCUGCCAGGCCGGGAGUCAACAUCCUCCAGUUCCAUAGGAAUUGUUAAAUGAUAGAAAGGGGGGAAAAAAAGCCUCCCGGUGAAGCUCUUCAUGCAGUUCAGGGCUAAUUCACCGCACUGGAAGCAACAGGCCCCCUCCAUAAGUCGAAGAUCAGUGUGAACAUGUCAGUUCAUGGGAGCUCAGGUUUUAAAAGUACUGCACCACACCUACUGCUUUUCCUGUAAAGUUAAUGUUUGAAGUUUUAUCAGGAUGACAAGCAGUGUUAGGUCAUAACAAGUGUAAUCAGAAAACAGGUUUGGUUUUCGCUCUGUCUUUUCUCACUGUCUCAUUCCUCUUGCUCAUCACAGCUGAAAUGAGUCUGGUUCCAUAGAAGGUGUCUGCAGGUUCAAAUGAUCUUUGACUGACAUAGGCCCAUCUGUGAAUAAUGUGCCUGUCACCGCCUGUUUCUUAUUUCUUGGUCAUCUGCAUUGAAUUUAAUUUUGACUAAACCACUAAUCUAGUAGGAAGACACUCAGAAAACAGUCAAAAUUGAGUGUGAUCUAUUUAACACAGCUGAUCAAAGGAUAACAGAGUCUUUUGGUGAACUGUGCCAAUUGGUUUUCUGAGUGUGGCUAAUGUCAGGAGAGCUAGGACCACCAGCCUUUGAUCCACAUGUUUGUCCACAUGCUUCCAGCUCGGAGUUAGAUAUAAGUUUCACCAGACACUACAUACAACUUUCACUUCAUUUUCUGGAUUAAAAUACAGCCACCCACCUCACUAUGAGAUGUCAUCUCUGUUGGUUUACUUCAGGUUAGUGGAGCAUUGUAGCAUUGUGGCAUAAGCUGUUAACUGGGGCUUCCACCUUGGCUGGUGGUUUUUCACUGGCAUCUCAGGCCUACAAAAAGAAAUUAUUUAAAACCUUUUCAACCAAAUUGAGACAUGCUUUGGUUUUUUCAAGUGGUAUUUAAAGAAGGGACUCGGAGCGUCUUCUAGAAACAGUUCAAGUACAUUAAGAUAUCAUUGCUCCUAGCCAAGAAGAAUUACAUAGAAGUAAUGCAUGAUCUCAAAAUAAGGUUUUCUUUAUACAAUCAGCUCAUCUCAGAAAUUAUGAAUUUAAACAGAUUUUUCAUUUGUAGCCCUUUAACUUUAAACUAUACUGAGAGUCCCUUAGUGCAUGUUGUUGUCUAUAAUGUAUAAGUACCAUAAGUACUAUAUAUUUGAGCUUCAGUGUUUCUGCAAGAUCCAAGCCAAGGAGGCCGCCUUACUCUCCGCUUAGUUAUAUGAGAGAUGAUUGACCUGACAGCAAGAGCAGAUGUAAAUGUAGCGUCUACUGAAAUCAGACUGGGGUAAUUUGGUUGUCCUUGAUGGUUACAUCCACACUUAUACAGAGGUUCUCAUUCACCAGCCUGCAAAGAAGAGCCUCCAAAGAAUUCAGACAGACAUGAACUUACAUUACUUAAGCAUGCUGGAUGAAGAGGUUGGCUGUUUUUUUUAUUUUUUUAUUUUUAACCAGACUCAUUUCUCAUCCGGUCUUUAAGUCUGAUUUUCCAGUGUCUUUUCUGUGCUUUCUAGUUAUUCCCUUGGCUUUAGUCACCCGGAUGUGGCUGAGAUAUGAUCUUAUCUCUUCCACUUGUCUACUGUUUGAAUUCUUCCAUUUCUCCAGUCAGAAGUCCAGUAACCCCGUCUGGCUCCGAUCCAGGUCUGCUCUCUAAACAUUAAACCCCUCCUGAGCUCCCUGAGUGUCAGCCACUAUUCUACUUGGCAGCACUUUGGUCACUUUUACAGUCUUUAUCUUUCAGAGUGUAAUUUAAAGCAGUUACUUUCAUUAGUGUUGAGACACACAUGGAGGACUGCCUGGAAACAUGCUCCCAGCUGAUUCGAAACUCCACUUAAUUGCACUUUUUGUUUGUGUUGUAAACUCUCAGGGAUCAAAUAUGAAUAACAGGGACCUCCCCCUCCCUCACCACUCUUCCCCAUUUAUUGUGUGUGUGUGCGUGUGUAUGUGUGUUUCAACAAUAAACGGCUUAAUGAGUCUAAAAAUAAUUGCUGUCAAAUUACAUGUAUUAUAUUCAAAUUACAGUCAAUAAAACAGCAUUGUUCUCCAGUGUGCGCACUCAGAACACACACAGGGACUGUGCUGCCGGUCCAUGAUUGGACGAGUGAAAAGUGCAGUUAAUCUGGAAGAGCAAACACACUGGACCGGGUCAGACUGAAAUCACCUCAGCAUGCAACAGUUUGUCCUCUCGUCACAUAUCACAUGAAAACUUUUGCAACUUUCAAAUAUUUCCCCUAGUUUAAGGUUUGACUCAGUCCCUCAGCUUUAACUUAUGUGAGCUGUACACAAGGGUAGACAGUCCUUCUCUUCAGCCCCCUGCUCUAUUAUUAUAUUAGUGUUCAGUGUAGCGUGAGCCUGUGGACAGGAUCAUUUCACACAGGGCACUAGGCCUAUCACCACCUCGGGUAAAGUAGUACUAUAUUGCUCUUAGCAAAUGGUUUCUCAUAAGGUAUCACUUUUCUGCUCAUGUGGGACUCCUUCUGAUGGGCACAAGGAUUUUCUCCUUCAGUUUCUUGGUGAUAGUGGUUGUCGUGUUGAGCUUGAAUGCUUAAUUUAAAAUAAGUUCCUCUUUUUUUCCCUGGAUGUCUUUGACCGUUCUCCUCUUUGCACCCUCCUUCAUUUUCUUGUUCUUUUUCAUGAUUUCCAGCCAUUCAUCAUCUAGAGAAAGGCCGGCUCCGGGUGGCUUUGGCUAAACCAGUGUCCACUUUCCCUUGCACGGCCCUCACUUUCACUUUCCCAUUACUCAGUCCGAUUCACUUUCCCCGUCCUUUUUUACCUCCUCGCUUUUCUCUUAUUCUGCCACUCUUUCGUAUCUCCGUCUUUCAUUCCAGUUUCUCACUGGCCAAUAAAUCAUUUGUGUUGGAGAGAGCAGCCAGAAGUAUUGUGUAACCAGCCCCCCAGACCCCCACCUACCACCACCACCACCAAACCCUCCCUCGUCUAUAAAACCAAACACGGCCUGACAGGCUGCUCGCUCAGUUUGUUCUAAACACUAGAGCAGGACACCAACAAAAGGUUUCAUUUAAGGCAUCAGGGUGAGGGGCCAGCUCUGAGACAGGCACUAAUAAAACAGUGGGAGAGGUGGGAAGGUGUCUGUAUGUGCGUUGGAGGGGGUGUAAGGACACUGAGAAGCAUUUCCAAUACAAAGAUGGGAAAUACAACCCACGUUUUCACACCACCAGUAUCCGCUGCUGUUAUGUGCCAUUGAAGUAAGAUGUGGCAGCACGCGUCCUGCAUUUUAGCUUUAAUUUGCAGUAUGAGGUUGUGUGGGUGGAUGGCAAGUUGACGUCUCUGUUGGAUGAAGUGUGGUUGUGACACGGUCUAUCAGACUGUUGUCAUGGCAGGACACGGCCACAGCUGCAGUCGAAUCAGUCGCAACAGGUGCAGGUGUAUUGGAUGAACUUUGAACUUUCACCUCAGCUUGGCGACCCGCCAGUCCAGCCACCUGUUAAGGUUAAAGCUUUGCAGACCAGAUAUUUUUAGUUAGGAAGGAAAGUGCAGCCCGGGAACACUGUCUGGCUGUGAUUCAUAUAAAUACAAUAGUUAGAGUAUAAAUGUUAUACUGUAGACGUGUGCAGGUGAAAAUGUCUUCCUCUACCAUAUCUGGGCCUCAUUUUGCCCAUGAAACUUUCUUGUUAAACCCACAUAACCUGCAGCUCCAGUGUACUGGCUCGCUCUGAACUGCUGUUGGGUGAGCCACUCGCUCUUUAAUAACCCACUCCCGCUUCCUAAGGUCCUGGCCCAAAAUUCCCAACUCAAGCAGCCACGGACUGGCCAAACUCCAGCCUCAGCACCUAAUCAGCUUAUUGCACUCUGUUGCUUUAAAGAGAAAGCAACAAAAACACGCCCUACCUCCUCAGUUUAACUGCAGUCCCCUGGAUAAGUAACCACUGACAAAGAUAACAAAAAAGCAAAAGACUGAUAUAAAGUAUAUAAAAAAAGCCCUGCCCUGAAAUGCUGAUUAUUGUUUUGAAUAAAAUAAACACAUCGAUGAUAAAAUAGCCAAGUUGUCUGGCAUUUUAUUCCAAACAUCAACAAAAAAAGUUUAAAAUUCUGUAAUUAAUCAAAUUUGAGCCUCCCAAACACGGCAUUGUGUUGUGUUCAGUUGAAACUGGCACAUCUCUGACGAGCUGAACUGCUGAAUAAUCUUAAAUGUUUGUAUACAUGAACCUGAUUACACUCUUAACAUCCUUUUGCUCUUGUCAGUUUGUUUGUAUUGUGCAUUUUUCCUCAAACAACGCAGUCAUUUGUAUUUUCUGUUUGAGUACUAACCAAACAUUGUUAGGAGUAGUCAAAGAUACCCUGCCAUGGACCGCUGGUUUCAUAUUUCUGGUGUUGCUUGAUUGAUGUUUCAUUAAAAAAAAAAACAAAAAAAAAAAAAAAAAAACUGUCCGUUCAACCUUUAAAUGCUAUCUUGUAUUAAAGCUACCAUGAGGAGGUUUUGGCUGGUUAUGAAACAGACUAAAAUUCAUAUCGAUGUGUCUUUGUUGGCUAAACAAAACAAUCAGCAAGAAGAUUGGUUAUUCUGUCUGCUAAUAUUUAAUGCUUGAAACUACUGCCAUUGGGUAGACAUUAGUUUGAGGUACAGCCUAGUGUAGAAACAAAAUCUCUAAUAUUACACAUGUUUGCUGUUAAUGUUACAGUAACAUCUGAUGCAUUCAUAAAGUUAAGUUUGUGGAGACAUAUUUGGCCAACCCGAACUUGUUUUGAUCAAACAACAACCUUAAAGUUAAAAAAGAAAAAACUGCACUACCUCAAAUAGCCACUUGAGGCUGGCUGCAGGAGCCAAGUCCAUUUGGUGCAUGUUAAAAUACUCAACUUAACAGCAAAAUUAAACAUUUUUACAGUCUAAACAAAGGAGAGUUUGUGUAAAAAGCUCAUUUAUAUAAAAAAAACAGAGCUGAUGGAAAGAUGGGUGUACUGUUGCUAUUUUAGAGGAGGCAAGAAGUCAGCCUCUGUUUUAGCUUUUUUUGAUGUGUCUAGGUUAAUUAAAAUUUACAUUGAGUCAGCAUUUCCAAAAUUGUGUGCUGUCAUCAGAUUCAAGAACAUCUUUUCAGAAACCAAUAGGUGAUGUUAUAGAGGCUAUGCCCAUGUUUGAUAUCAAUGGUUUUGAUAUUUUUUAAAGUACAGCAGUCCCAGAAAACAUAAAGAAAUCUGGAGUUUUCUAAAAAUGAUCUUUCUUAUCUUCCUCUGUUUCCAUCUAAUGUCUGUUCAGUCUAUCAGGUUAACUCCUGCCCAGCAGAUCUCUUUCUAUAGGAAGCUGCUCCUCAGCUCUGUGGAAAAAUGGCUUGCUCUGAAACUGAGGAAUCAGCUGAAUUCCCUGAGGAACAUUUUCCUACCCCCCUGUUUUCCUUUCCUUCUGCCUGAUGGGCUAAUUUGGGUUGACUUAGAAAGGCUUUGGCAGAUUUUCAGUCAUUAUCACAGAGGUAGUCGAGGUCUGACUGCCAGGCUUAUGUAAUUCCUUCAGAUUGUGCAGACAAAGCUGCACAAACAGCUUGUUGUUAACGAUGUUCAAGGGUUUAGGUUUAUUUAUGCAUUGCUUUAUUUUGAAGCAACAGUUUUUACUGAGACCCCAACCACAGCUUAUAAUGCCAGCCUUUUCACCUUGGCCUACUUUCCAAAGUGCUGUGUCAGAGCUCAGUGUGGGACACUGCAGUAAUCUAGACACUGCUGUUUCGGGGCACAUUGUGAUCUUGGAGCAACUGAGUUUUUUCUUUUUUUUUUGCACUGAAAACAAAAGCUGUUCCUAAAUCUGCAAUUGUAGGACUUAAGUGCUUUAGAAGUCAGUCAGUGGCACCGUGUCAGUCUGAGCAGUAAAGCCAUGUUUCCUCCGGAGCCACUGAGGAAUUUAAGCCCAAGAAGCUCCAAUUCAGCCUUUUUUUUGUCUGUAUUUCCACAUCCAGCAAAAAGACGCACGAAGGUCUGGCAAAGUAGCCUGCAAACGAGGGAAAGUCCCACAUCAGUUUACAUCUGCUUACACACACUGACCAGCUAUAACAUUAUUAACACCUGGGCGAUGUAAUGCAAUCCAAUACAUCGGCUCUAUCAUAAAUUCUCCUUUCAGCAAACCUCUAAACUUUCAGUUUCAGCCUAAUGUGAUCAGAUGGGUAAUUAUAGGGCUGGGUGAUAAACCGAAUGUACCGUUACAAAAGUUUAAAACAAUAACCAACGUCAUUUUGCCCAUGUCAGUAUAUUUGCUGUUAAAAAAUAAAUAAAUAAAAGUUUGUUUUGGAUGUGUGUAGGUAGGCUAUGGUCUCAUGUCCCUUUUUAAGACGCUGUCCUACAUCAAAGAUGUGAUUCCACCCCAUCCAGUCCAUAACAAAGAGGGAAAGACAGGUGAGGAGAUGGAGGACGGUUCAAAAGUUGUAGCGGCUAGAGCGGCGGCUAAAGUAGAUGAAAUUAAUGUGAGAGGGGGUGAGCAGCUUGUGGAGUAGUUAUCAUUUAUUUAUCAUUAUCGAGGUGAACUGCUCAGUAUAUUGUGAUAUCCAUUUGAGGCCAUAUCGCCCAGCCCUAGGCAAUGAUGCUACUUUAUGCGUAUUAUUGAAGAUGUAGUGAGAGUGGUAUAUUGAAAAGUGUUUCUAAUAUAUGAUCUGCUUUGUUAACAAACACAAGGGGAGCAAAAUAUCAGGAAUACCUUUAAAUAAAAUGCACUCCAGCACAUCACCAACAUCCACUACAACUUCAGCCAUUUAUUGAUUAAAGGCCCACGGUUUCUGUGUUGAGUAACAUCAAGGACAUCAUACAAUGACAAAUUUGAAAUCUGAGUAGUAGCUCAGGGAAAUAAAAGGGAGAGUAGAGUGUGUAGUUUCUCAGGUUUGUUUCCAACCUGGGAAACCACAAACUCUCAGACGAGUAUAAAGAGCCAACUCAACAUGACAGAACUCGAUCAUAGCACCUGUUUCUCCAGCAGGUACAACCGCUCCGUCACCACCCAGACACAGACUGACUGCUUUCUCACACUCUGUCUGUCCUGCAGUUAUUCAUUGAUUAGUGUUAAUGCAUAACAUAGACUCUGCUAAUGCUACAGCUGCAGUUCUGCAUGUAGUGAACUGCUCAGUUUACUACCUUCUCAUGCCUUUUGUCAAUACACCAGUACUGUCAUAAAAUAACAAAGAUCUUGUUCUUGUAGCUUUAUCCUAGCCUCGUUUGAAAAAGGACCUGCCGUACCAGCAGAGAAAAUAGCCUUCAUCCUCCAACUCUCCCUCGUCUUCCUCCUCCUCUGCAUUUGUCAGCUGCUGGCCUCCUAACACAGCACUCCACCACCCACAUCCUCUCACCUCUCUCGAUUAGAGGAGCAACGCAGCUACCACCCACAGUCCUCUCUGAAAUACCAGGCACAAAUAUGUGGGAAAUGUGCAGCUUUUAGUAUUUAGGCUCAUUUAUUUUUUUUCCAGAUUAUUGUGUUGAUACGAUGGUCUGGGACUUGGUCUUCCCUGUUGAGCUCUUCCUGUGUACCCAGGCUUGUUGCAAAUGCCUAUACUGUCUAGAGUGCAUACCAGCAGGAUGAGGUGUAUCUGAGAACGCCUGGAGGACUGUACUUGGCUCUGCAACAGAGAUGUCAGAUAUCCGCCAUAUGGCUUUUUUUUUUUUUUUUUUUGGAGCUAUAUGAUUGUCUUAAGCACAGGCAGAGGCUAGAAUUGUUAUUAUUAUAGCCCAGCCUGAGGUAAAUAUCAGGUGUGAUGUGCUGUCUUAAUAUCAUCUCGAUUGUGCUUGAAUUACAGGACAGUGAAGAUCCUGUUUAUUCACAAGAUUACAAUCAUCAUAGUCUCAAUCUGUCAUCUCCAGUUCCUGGCCAGAUUGCUGUGUCAGGGGUGUUUUUACCAUUAUCGUUGACUUAGGAAGGAACUUAAGGGGGAGAGAGUGGUUUGAUAUCCCUCUGCAGCAACUCUAAAGGUGACUGCAUCCGUCUGGCACCUGAGGAUAUUUCCCCGCGGCGGCUUGUUGGCAUGCUCGCUGGUAUCAAAAAACGUGUGUUUACUUCUGUUGUCUUAAGUUGCUAAGGAAAGAUUUAUUGCAUAAUUGCUGUUAUCUGUAACGAGCAAUGGGAUGUUGGACCCCGAAGAGGCCUGAUUCCUGGCCAUGUCAAUGAGUCAGGGUGAAGCAGUGCCAGUUCAUCAGCUCCCCUCGUCUUGAGUGAUCAAAGUGAAACAGCUCUGGAUGCAGAGGGAAGAACUUGGAAACAAAGCUUGAAGAUCCAGCUGCUACAUGUCUGAAGAAGAGUAAUGUAACUUAAUGAGUGGAAUUGUAGCUUUUGGAUUUGUCACCGGGAAAGUUGGCAGACACAGUGGCACCCUAUAAGAAAUAACAGAUGUUUCUGAUCAGCCAACAGGUGUUCAUAACUGACUUUUAUCACUGAGCAAUAUUGAGAUGAAUUUGAACUGAUCAGAAGUGACUGGGAGAUUAGAUGAUCACAUUAUGAUGUUGCAACAUGUGACUCGUCACUGUCGUUAAAUGCUGUUUCAUCAUUCCCUCAUGCUUCUCUAGACUGAGUCAGAGCACUCCUGCUUUCCAUGACCAGUAAUGAGUCUGUUAAACCCAAAAAUGUUGAUGGUAGGGGGGUAGGAUUCGCUUCUCAACCAAAAAUGAAAGUUAGACCAUCAGCCAGCUGCCAAAAGAAGCAAAUAUUUCUCUCGCUGUGUCAUAAGAGAGAAAGGGAUGUUUUGCUAAGCUGCAGAAUGGCCAAGAGUGAUGAGAGCUGAGGGUGCAGGGACGUGCAUGCACAGGGCUCAGUAAUUACCGCUUUCUAAACAGAGAGUUGGUUCCUAAUGAGUGCUGUAAAACUACACAACAUCUGGACAGAGAUCAAAAGACAUAUAAUUAAUUUGGAAAGGAGAAAAGAUCCUGGCAUUGACUCGACAAUAGAUCUGUAUGAUGACACAAUGACAUUUGAUUAGACAGCCUGCUGGCCUUGGGGUUAUUAAUUGUAGUUCUUGUUCCCUCUAAGUAAGCAAGGCUAGAAUAGAGUAUCUUUGUAUCCGUCUUUAUCCUACUCUGAAUUUUGCCAGCUGAAACAAAUGCGGCUCUUCAACACAAAGAGAUUCACAAAACUCCGGUAUUAACCUUUGUGGGUGCCAUGCUUUACUUUUAUCUCUCAUCUUUUUAGAUUUUAAAACACUUUAAGUCACAUCCAAAUAGUUUUACUCUCUAAGAUAUCUAGAUUUUACCUGAUGACGGAUUUCUGAAUUUAUUCAGUGAUUUUAGCUCCUUCUUUUUAUUAGAAAUGUCAAUUUAUUUUGGAGUGCUGGAUCUUCUUGCUGGUCAAAGCCUCUAAACAACAAACAGGGUAUUUUAAGAGCUAAUUGUGUAGGUUAUAGCCUUCAGCAAUGCUGCUCCUGCAUACCUACAGCCCAUGUUGAUACAGUCACAGCACUGUAACAAAGCUCCACUGUAAUGACAGUCUGCUGCCAGUAUGCCUUUGUAAUUUCAUAUUGUACUCAGCAACCACUAAGUAUUGGUUGCCCAAUGUGUAACUUAACACUGUUUUAUGGCAUUGCAGAGACACAAGAGGCCCUAACAGCAUGUAGAUCACCAACAGUGGAGUUCUCAUAAUACUGGUACUUUUACUUCAGUGUGAUACCAGUAACGUCAAAUUACGAGGUAACAUCGACACCUGUUUUUCAAGAAAGAAGACUCCUGUUUGCCCGCAACUGGACAGUCUUGCUCAUUUUGAUGAUUGUUAUGAAACAGAAAAGUCAUGGAGAUGGAGCAACAUUUGAUUUACUGUUAACAGUAAUGAAGGUAAAAUAGAUGAGACUUCCCUAAAACCCAAACUAAAAUUUACCUUUACAUGGAAUUUUAAGUGUUGAUAUGUUUCCUGGAGUUAUGAAAUUAUAUUAAAAAAAACCUUAAGUGCCUAAAAAUACGACUCUGGAGCUGUUUUUCAUACAUAAUUGGUGCAUUUUGACACUGUUGAAAAUAAACACAACUAUGACGGCACUGUUUCAAUGCAUGUUGUGUUGUAUCAAAGUAUUGACAGUUUUGACAAGAGCAAAUAUUCCAUUGACAAAAGUCGAGUUGACCCCUGUUCCUUCAAGAGAUGAUUUGACAUAUAGAUUUGAAUUAUGGAGCCAUUAAACAAAAACAUAUGUUCUCCUGAGCAAAAUAAUGACUGUUAAAUAGAUUACUAGUUAAUUUCUGUGAUUAAUUUCUGCAGUACUGUGUGCAAAGAUUGACAAUGCCUCCAUUUUUUUGUGCGCCACUUAAUUAUAGCAGUGACAGAAAGAUGGAUGUGACAGCUAAAUUGGCACACCUGUCUGUUUCCCUCCUGACUUGCCAAUCGUCACAGCCUGACUUACAGAAAUCAAAUCCCUUUCAGAUUUGUCCCUGCGUCCCCUUGAGACUCCGCUCAAUGGCUCCCAUCGAGACAGCAUUCAUAUUAUUGUCUGAGCAGCUCUAGAGACAAGACUAAGUUUAUGCUGGCUUCAUAAUUUCCAUGCUGGGAUCACAAAAGGACACUUGUUUCGGCCUCUUGUCUCUCAGUCAUUUCCUUGUUGAGGCUUAAGGGGAGGAGUGGCUCUGUGGACUGUGGCGGCUGACAAUCCCACAUUGUGUGAACUGGUGCUGCUUCACAAAGGGCCCAUUGUAGAGAGCGGUGGCCCAGGGAGAGGGGACCGGGUCUAGCCUAGGUGACAGCGAGGUGUGGGUUCGAGGGGCCUGGGUCCGGGGGCUGGAGCUGCGAUGGCUGGCCCAGAGUGAGGGGCGUGUAUUUGUGCUCAGCUGGCAGGGUGCUGGUGCAGGGAGGGCGCACGUGUGCGAGGAGUCCCGUGCUUCUAGUGCAGAAGGUAUACUGUACUCCCACUCAACCAGUACCUACUGCACACAAGCACUCAAAUCUCUCCCUCUCAGAGGUGAGCUGCUUUAUGAAAAUAGCUUUUUUAAUCAGAGCUGUUGUCAGAGUCUGAUUUAUUUUCUGUGUCCUAGAGAAUCCGAUGUGGUGAUUAUAGAACUGGGGGUAUAAGCUGCUUGUGCAACUGCUCUCAGAAUUUGAAAUAUUUUGCCGUUUAUCCUCCUCUGACUCCAGCUGAAGGACAAGCCAGCAUGUGUGCUGUACUCCAGAUUUGUUUACUCAGACAGAUGGCCUCAGCAGCCCAAAGUCAUAGUCCACAAACCCCCUUUUUUUUUUCCCCCUCCGCAUCGCUGUUCUCCUCCUCACCCACCAGCUUGAGAACUUAAUCCCUCUUUUCUCAGCCACGAUGUUUCCCACUCUCCGUCCCCAAAGCCAUGUCUGAGAGUGACAGGGCUCUCAGGUCAAGCUGACGCCAGUCUCUCUGCCCAGUCUGAAGCAGGCCCAGGCCCUCGCCCAGCUGUCCCAAAGGUCUAUUUGUCCGUCUGUCUGUCAAGCCCGGCUGUUGCCCUGGCCUCUCACCUUGGUGUCAAGAGCACUUUGGUGAUGUACCAAUUUAAGGUCACGGGCAUCGGUCAUUAAACCCAAAAAAUUGAGGUGAACUUUGAUUCUGUCUCUCGGUGGAACUUGUAAUAGCAUGUUUUGCACGGUGUAAUGGACCGUUAGCUUGUCCUUGCUGUCUGCUCAAUAAACAGAAAAAAUCACCGUACAUCAUGACAUGACCAUUUCCUACGAACACAUCUCAAUUGUCUGGAUUUAAAAAAAAAGAUGCUUCACAUAAAACAGUGCUUUCUCAAUCAGUAUUUGUUUGUUUAUUUUAAAUACCUAAUAAAUGGAGGCACUAGAUUACAGCCAUGCUUUCAAGAAGAGUUAAGCUAGCUACAAGCUACACCCGGAUCAAUUAGCAUCAGCUUAACUGUGAUAUGAAAGUAAAUAGUGUGUGUAUGAGUGGCAUAUAAACACUUCGGCGUGUGGAUGCAUGAUGUGGCGAGCAAGAUGGUCAGCCAGCUGGUAGCUGCUAAUGUUAGCCACACUUGGCAAACCAAUGUGACUUAGUUUACCUGCUGACUGUGAUUUUUUUGCCUGGCUGUGUGAUAUGAAAUUAGAUUCAACUUGAAGUCUUUUUGGAGUUUUUUUUUUCUUUUUGAAGCCAGAAUGUAGAUUUUUCAGAGUAUUUUAAGUUGAUUUUUGAUGAGGAAGAGGCAUGUUACAAACAGAGGUAUUGUGUUACAUGAAGAACAGCAGAUCUAGUACUUUGUAUGGUUACUGCAGUUUUCAUCAAUGUGAAACAUGUAAUUUUUUCUUUAUUGUGCAGGCAUGCAAGCCUGUGCCAACUUUCGACUCAAUUUUUUGUUACACUUUGGGACUGCAAUAAAAGAGUCAAGUGUGAAAGUGACAUUUAACGGUGACGGAGUAAACAGGGCCUCUCAUUUGCCCUCAGGGUGGGAUUACCACGGACUGUUAACUAUUGACUCCUCUGUCCACAUUAGAGGCCAUCCACCAGCUUGCAAUGCUCUCUUCCUGACAGGCUAUGGUUAUGCAGCACAAAUGAAGUCCCUCAGUACGAUUUAUUUAGUCACCAGCUAACAUGAUACCUUUUAAUUUUCUCUCUGGCUCUGUCUCCUAAUAUAUUCACAUUCAAAUGAAGGCUGUAAUUUAUUAUCAGUGGGUAGUACCUGGUACUUACAGCAUCGAAGCGUUGUAGUAUUUUAGUGUCUAUAACUUUGCCUUUGUGUUCAGUGCAGUGGAAGUGCCCAAAAGCUGCUCAAACGGUCACCUAUGCUCAGAGUACUCAGCUAUGCAUUUUCAUUCAUUGGACAAAUCAAAAUCCUUGAGUAAACAGAAGAUAACAAGGCUUCUCCCAUUUGCUUGCCAAAGUCAUUUAGAGGUCAGAGUUUGUCAGGUCAAAGCACUUUUCAACCAGUAACAUUUCUUGCAAUGUUUCUGUAUCUGUAAUUGCACCUGCAAAAGUGUGUAAAGUCAUUCAUCUAGAAAAAAAAUCUUGAUCCAGCACAACUGGUUCGCUUUUAUUCCUGUAGUGCACUGGACCAUGGAUAGAUUAUCUUGUUUGGUCCAAGUCAAACCAACAUGCUCCCAUUCAUUGUAAAUGAACUGUGUCUUCAUACAAAGCCGCUGUGUGCUAACAUAAACCUGCAUGAGAAACCGUAGGGCAUUGUGGCAUUGUGCACAGAGUAGUAGUUUUAUAGUGGAACUCCUGUGGUCAGGUUAUUUAUAUUUGUAGCUGACAGAUGGCCUCCACGUCAGUGUGCAUAGUCCCACCUCACAGUCAGGCAUCAGACAGAUUAAACUGAAAACCGCUCAGUGAACCUAUGAACCUGCGCUGAUUAUCAAUGGAGCAGAGCUGUUUUUACCACUCUUUGUUCCUCUUUUUAGACAGUCGAUCAACAACACAGCUUUGUAGAUGACAACUGAACAUGUUUGAAGGCUGUACUCCCCUGAGGCAAAUAAGUUAACAAAUGCUCAUCAUUUUGCAUAGAAAGGGCAUUAUCUGAGCUUCUCUAGUGUGGCAUCAUUGCAUCGUGUGUUCGGAAAGGGUGGCAGCAGAUAAAGAUUUUAUUGUUUAGGCUUCACUGAUAUACUCCCACAGAGCUCAACAGUCGAGAAGUUUGAAGGGUCAGUGGGUGAAGGAGCAGGUUAAGUUUUCAGCAUGAGUAACCAUAGUAAGAGGUGAGCUAUCACUGCAGGUCUGAAAACUGAGUAAACCUUGAAAUUACAGUGCCCAGUGUAAGUCAGUACACCCCCUAUCAAAGUAACACCCUAUCAAGUGUUACUCAAUAUCUAGAUAAGCAAAAGUACAAUUUGCAAAGUUUUGACAAAGCUGAGCUUAACAUAACAUUUUAUUUACCAUAGAUGAAAAUAAGGGUAAUAUGGUAAUUAAAAUUUAGCUUUACUCCCAAAACUUUGGUUGGGGUGUGCUAAUUUUUGCAUCCUGAUUUUAAAUCGAAAAAUAUACUUUUUUGUAUGCAACCUAAAAAAUCUUGUUUGCAAUCAAUGGCCUAUGUUUGGGGGAUUAUUUUGUUGUCUAGUCUGACAUGGAAAAUGUUGAUUUUAAAAGGAAACUGAAGGUUUUCUGACAACUCUGAAGGGGUCGACUCAUUUAUGUUGAGCACUGUACCUCAAUAACAACAAAGCUAACUUUACUGUCAUCUGGAUGUUUUUGCAGCAGUUAAAUGAGGGCGUACUCUUUGUGUCCUUCAAAAGAAAAAAAAUAAUAAAGUCAUCUUGGCGGAUAAUUGUCAUCUCAAUUAUCAUUCCAACAGGACAAUCUCUCCUCUUUUUCAGCUACUAUUCAGCGUGUUUGCCGUCAUUGACAGACUGCUGAAGAGAAACAGGAAACAUAGGGAGCAGAGAUUUGAGACGAGCAGCAAAGGGUUGCAGAAAAGAGUGUCAUGAACUCAUGAUUGUCAAUCCUGCGAGUUUAGCAGAUCAUGAUACUUCCCUGCUUGCUGGUUUGAAAAAAAACAUUUCGACAUGUGUCAUUUAUUUUCUUUAUUGUAGCUGUAAGUCUUUUGUUUCAUAUUCUUGAGUAAUUAUGGAGUUUAUUAAAUGCUUUGUUUGGUAUUCCUCUGUUGAUUGUUGGCAUUGGUCUGGACCGCAUUACUGUUAUUAACCAGAUAAAUCAAUGUGACGCUUAGUUCAUAAAGGUGCUGUGAACUUUCUCAUAGUUAUUAUGCUCUUAAACCGACUUUCUCAGUGUGAUAUCUUUACCUUUUAUUCAGGUUGAAUUUAUUUACCAGAUUAGUAAUCAGCUUCCAUAAAUUUUUGCAGUUCAUACCACGUGAAUCAAAACUAUCACAGGAACACUGGCUCGCACAUGCAGACUGUUAAAUCAGAGCCUGGCAUGACAAACUUGGCAGGAAAAUUGAUGCCGGGGCGGAUCGUGUGAAAAGACGGACCAUGUGGAGGGUUACGUGGGCUCGUCUGUUCGCUCCCUCACUUAACGCUUGUGUCUAUGCGUGUUUCUCUGUUUUUAUGUCCUCACAGCCCAGCACUCUUCCCCAGGGUACGAUCAAUAUGAACCAGUGUUCAGACGUCAUCGACGGAGAGUCCAAGACUGGGCAGAAAAACUCCCUGUGCAUCCUGACACCUGAGAAAGAGCACUUCAUCCGGGCCGAAUGCAAAGAGAUUAUCAACGGGUAAGACCCAAGAACCAGUACCCUGCUCCCAUUCUGGUCCACCUUUAAGUCCUUAAAAGCGUGCUAUGUGGGCUCAGGCGUGUUUAUGUCUGUGUUGUGUCUUUUUCUUAGUGUGAGUAGCUUUUGGACGUGAAAGGCUUAAGUCUCUUGUAGCUGCCUCUGCUGCCAAAACUGCUCUGCCCCCUGCUGUCUCCUCUGGGUUCUGCUCUUCAGAUGUUUGUAAUCCACACUGCAGUGACAGUGCACAUUCUUGAACUGUUUCCUCUCCUGCCCUCUCUCUGCGCUCACAAACCCCCCCCAUGCCUGCACACAGAUCCCAGCACACACACACCUUAAGCCUCAUAAUUCGUCCAUUUUUCCUCUCUAACUCUGCUUCAUUCAAAGUGUGUUCCUGCCUCGCUCUCCUCUCUUCUUCCCUGGCUCCAGCACACAUAUUAAGGCUAUUCUCGGGGAGCUGUGACUCACAACACCCACUCUCCGUUAUGCUACCUGCUCCAAUCAUUGCACUCCUCCCACUCGCCUGUCAUCUGGCCCCCAUAUGAUGUAUCUUUGCUGUCAAUCAAUCACAUAAGCCCUUGUAAGGUUGUCACUGAGUGACAGUUGCAUAAAAACCUGGAUUUUCAUCAUGAAUAUGAAUGCUCUUGUUCAGUCUUUAGUCCUCGUUUUAAUCACUGUGUUGUUGCACUUCAUCCUGUGUGGGCAUUCGUUCACGUAUAACUACCGCAUGUGUGUACCUACAGUGCAGCAGUUUAUAUAGUGUGGCACUCUUUACAAAGUGGGUGGUGUAAAAAAUGUUUGACAUUUCUGUAGCACAAUAUAACAAAACAGCCCGGGCACAAAGUCCUGAAUCUUCUAUGACAUCUGAACUGAAAUGUUAAAUUGAUUGAUACAUUCAUACUAUGGAAAGAGAAAGCAAAUAAUAGCUGUGUUGUUGGUCAGAGAUUAAAGUCCACAUGAGUUUGAGGUGUAUUUUGUCAACAAAGUCAUUUUUAAGGAGAUCAUCAGGUACUUUUAAGGUUGAAGAAAACAAUUAAUCAUGGUCUGUUUGUAGGGGUGUGAUUGUUGGGGAAGAAAUUAGGUGCAUCUCUUGAAAAUAAGUAAAUACUGUACAUUAUCCUUUGUUGAUUACAUUCAUCCAACUAUCUGUUAACUCUUUUACUUCAAUGGUUUAAUUAGAUCAAAUAUUUAGCUAGAGAUAUACUUGGAUAGCCCGCCAAGGUAUUGUCUCAACAUAGAGAACUCUACCUCUGAGUCCAUGAGUCUUAUUUUUAUAUUGUCCAAUUCAUCUUCCUUUCUUUUUAUUAAUUUCUUUGCUAUUUUGUAGACAAAAUUCUUGGCACUUUAUAUAUUUCUAAAUUAUUCAGAAGAAACCACCAAAUUUGAACUUUUUCAUAUUUUAGUCUGCUACUGAAAGUAUCAUGAGACACACAGUCACAAUAUUAAACCAAGAUUUAAUGGGCUCUGUGGAUCAGUCACUGACUCACUGUUGUCUCUCCCUGCUUUACCUCCCUGUUUAAUGAGUGGAUGGUGUUUGUAUAAUAGGGUGUUGUUUGCUUUUUUUCCUGGUAUGUCGAUGUGUUUUCUGGCAGGCAAAGUGUUUACACUUUGUCACGUAUUGAUCCUCUGUGGGUAUGAGAACAACCCUUUGACUGUGUGACCAUUGGUCCUCAGGUGGCAGGAGGCUCUGACUGUUUACCCUCGGACCAACAAACAGAACCAGAAGAAAAAACGCAAGGUGGAUCCUCCCACUCACCAGGUAAUGCACUCAUUCAGUACUCUCACUGUGAAGGGUUGCUAGAAUAGAAACGAGUGGUGGAGUUUGAGGGUGAUGAUGUUCUUCUCACUGCUCUUUACCUGCUACAUGAAAGAACUUUGUCUGGUGAUAUAUCGUAUCAUCUCAUUGACCAAGUAGUGAUUUUUCAUAUUAAUUUCUAAUGUGAAGUCAAGUCUUAGUUAAUGAAAAAAUGAAAUCAAUUGUUCGUCCAGUGAGGUUGGCAGAGGUGACAUCAUGGAGCAGGAGAACAAAAAUAUAAAAGGUUUGCAAGAUGUGCUACAUGAAAACAAAAUACUGUGUAAAUAAGACAAACGUAAAGGAAAGCCAAAUGCUAAAUUAGCUAAACAGUUGAAAAAAUUGUAUAAAUCGCAAUAUAUUGUAUCACAAUACUUACUGUAUUGCAUAAUGUUAAAAAUGGCAACAAUAUUGUAUCAUGGCCCACGUAUCAUGAUAAUAUUGUAUCGUGGGGCCGCUGGUGAUUUCCACCCCUAGUGUAUAAGGUAUUUCCAGGUGACGGAUAAUCAAUUCUUGGUGGCUUUAACACUCACAAUUUAAAGCUGGAUAUGAUUUGUAUGCCGGCACUGUUGGAAAUAAGGUUGGCAUUAUAAAUCAUUGGCAUGUUUGCCCUUGUUGCAACCAAAAAAAGAAAAUACACAUAUUCUCAUGGACAUCUUGUGCGGUGUGAGUAUGCAGCAUGGAGGCUUUUCAUUCCAGUCAAACAACACCAGCUGUUUUCCCCUCAGACAGAGAGAGAUGUAUUGUUUUUCUGCCAGCUACAUGAUCAACAAGGAUCCAUAUUUACAUUCCUGCCUCACAUGAUGUGUGCUCAUCAUACAGACAGGCUGCAUGCCACAUGCUCCUCUUAGAGUAAAGUUACACUGUUAACAUUUGAUAAAAUGUUCAUACCUGUGUUAUGAUGUGUACGUUUACAUAUCGUCAGAUGCUUAUCUGAGUUCUGGUUUUGAUACUGUAUCACAUGGUAAGUAGGAAGCUCACUUUAGGGAGUUAUCAAAACAUUCCUGUGCAAACAACCAUGGGUGACAGCUGCCAGCCAAAAUAACAUUCAGCUCUAACUUUCAGCAAUGUGGCCGUGAUCCCCUUGUAUCUGAAUUUGCUGGUGCGCUCUGUUUCAUUGUCAUGUCCAGCAGCUGCGGUCUCACCUGCCAGGCUUUUUGCCCCGACUCUUUCCUGUGGCCUUGUGUGCCCGGUCAAAACGGAUUCUCCUCUUCUAAAAAAUCAUCACCUUUUCUGUUCGCUGUCAAAACAUGUGAGCGCACAGCUCCAAACUCGAAAUGAUAAAUGGUACAAACCCUUGUGCAAACAUUGCCUGAAGCCAGAAGACUUGUGCUGUUCAAUUGGUGAAAACAAAUUAUCAAGCAUCAUAUCCUCAAAGGUUAACUUUCCUGUUUCAGACUAUCUUCUGCAAACCUGUUUCUCGAUAUGAAAGUUUUCUAGAAAAACCUUUGAAUUGGACCUAAAUGACCAUGACAUGCUGUAUAAAUAUGUCCUGAUUUCACACAGUUACAACCUUAAGCCUUAGCAGAAUUAUUAAAGUGCACACCCAUGCUUAUAGGAGAGAUUUUCUUUUGGAGAGCAAUGUGCGUCUCUAUGUUGAUUAAGGUGCAGAAACCAAGAUAAAGUUUGUUUUAGUAGUCUGAGGGGAGAAUGGGCAGCUUCAUUUUAGCCACUCAUGUUAUAUCCCAGAGAAACACUAAUCAAACAGGUACUUAACAUGCACUCUUCAUAUACCUCUCAUUGAAAUGUAAAACAAACAAGACUUGAUAUAAGGCUUGAUUGACAUAGGAGUAAUUUCACUGAUGAGAUGGGAAUAAAACAUAUAGCAUACAGUAGAGGCAAACAGUUUUCUCCUUUUCCUUCCUAAUCUCUGUGGUGGGUGCACACUAAUUUGUCACUGAAGUUUAUUGUCUAGCUGUCUUUGCUGCUUUGAUAAUCAACAAUCCUGUCAUCCUCUGGUGAUUGUUCUUACACAGAGAAUGAUUCUUAUCUGUCUGUGUUUCUUUUGUUGUUUGCAAAGAUUCUCAUUCACACUGGCAUGGCUUGUCACUGUUCUUCUAGGGGUUAACCAACGUGUAAAUGCACUCUGUAGGCGCCAUAACUAUAAACAGACACCAAACUUUGAGUCCAAGUUGAAUCUUGAGUCCUCAGUUGAGUGUAAGUCACCAAAGAAGAAUCAGUUUUAAGCCAGACUUCAGUGCUCACUAUUUAUUCACAUAUUUAUUCACUGAAUCUAUGCUAAAUGAAUGUGUUGAACCUUUUGAAUGGGUAGAAAACACAGUUUCAUUCAUUAACAUUAGAUUCUGACACAUCCUAUCCAUGUGUCAGGAGUUUUCAGGUGAUCACUAUAUCACCUGCACAAAACCAAACAUCUUGGACCUUAUGGAUGAGUUACUUUAGCUGCUUAUAUUUAGUUAUAUCCUGUGGCAUCCAUCCAUGCAGUGUCCGUGAACUGAAGCUACCUGUUAUAACAGCAACAAUAAGAGCACUGCUAGCUAAGUGUCAGCUUCUGUAUCUACAUUAGCAUUAAGGCCCAAUCACACGUUCCCAUCUAAAAACACCUGCCUUAGUUUAACCUAACUUAUUGGAGACAUGCUCAGAAACUCUCUGAAACACUUUAGUAAAUACUCAAGCACGGUGAUGUAUUUGCCUUCUGGGUAGUGCCUCUAAAUUGAAGCAUCAGACUUUAAAAACAAAAACAAUCCUGUACUAGGGAGCAUGUUUUAGUUGGAUACUGAAACUGGAGGGAGUGUGAAAGGUGUUUUGUACUUUCUUGCUAUUGUGAAGGCUUUGAAGGUGCCAGCAUCUUAAAAUGGAGCUUUAUUACAUAAAUAUGCGGAGGAGUGAAGUUGAACUCAAUGCUAAUGUUUUCCAGACACUAUAAACACAUUUUUUUGGUCCAUUUGUGUUAAAUAUAAUCAGCUACAUAACAUGCAUUAACAUCAAAAGCUUUUGUGAUUGGCAGGGUGGAGUUACAACAAGCCAGUGUUUUUCCACUGAAGACAUGAAUGGACAUCCAGUGAGUUCUGGCUUUGAAAUCCCCGGCCUUAAUAAAUCACAUUUGUCUUAAAUCUGAUCAAUUCAGGUGAAGGGUGAAGAAAAAAGAACAUGCUCUUUGCUAUCUCUCAGAGUGAUUAUCAGCAACAUGUUUGCGGGGGCUGGAGUAGGCUGGCUGGAUAACUGAUGUACAAGAGCUGCUUUGCUUUAAAAAUCUUGCUUUCUACAGCAGUGAGGGUUUGAUUUUGGUUACUCUUUGCAAUUUGUUCUAAUGAACCCAGUUUGCCUUUGCUUGUCUCUUUUAAUAUUGGAUUUUCCCAGCAUAUGCUCCUUAAGGUCUAUGAAGGGAAACAAAAAGGGAACAAACAAGUGAUUGGGGAUUAUGCACAUCUCAACAUCAGAGCUGUGAUUAUUGUCUCCAAACUCCAAAACAAGAUGCCUGCAAUUAUUUCUGGUUGAUUCUCAGUAUUUAAUCAUCCUUCAAUUUCUUUCUUCCUCAUAUUCCUCGUUGUAGUCUCUCUGUGACCUUACUUCCCAUCAUGUCCUCUCCUCUUCCCUCCCUCUCCUACCAUCCCAAACCCACACCCAGGAGCCCGGCCCAGCCAAGGUCACAGUGACCAGCAGCAGCAGCGGAGGGAGCAUACCCUGCCUGCCUAGCAGCAUCGCCAGUGCUGAGCGUGUCCCAACGAGCCGCGCCACUCUGUGGCAGGAGGAGAGCCGCUGGAGCAGGUCCACCAUCCCCUGCAGCCGCAGUGCCUCCUGCAUCAGCCAGCUGAGCCAGAGCCAACCCGACUCUAGUAUCACUACACAGGAUGGUGAGGAUUGAGAUGAUGCAAGGUUCUCACCAUUUCACUAGAUGAAGAAAAACCAGCCCCUUUAAAGUCAUUUGGUUACAGCAAACAUAGAGAGUGGGUCAAUAUAUGCUCAUCACACCAGUGAGGGACAAUCACAAACAGAUUUUUUCUAGAAGUUAAAUCAAAUCCUUACAUUUUGACCUGCUGGGUUUCAAUUGCUUUUUAAAGAAAAAUGCUCACCAUUUAAAAAUAUGUCAGUAGUUUUCUUUAGUAUUUUUAAUCAAGUAAUAUUUAAAGAAGAUGUCUCUGUGCCUUUAAAAAAUUAGUUUUAUCUUAGCAUUGAUAUCAUAGAAGUGCAAAAUUUGCCGGAAAUCCUUGUGGAAAAAGUCGAGAGCUGCACCAGCUCAUAUAUUCACCUUAUUUGCCUCCAUGUCUGUAAAUGAUGAUUUUUUUUAUCCCCCUCAAAGUGUCAAAAGCAUCGUCGUAAAAUCUAAUUUCACUGCCUGUUAUUGUUUUAGAUGGUGCCACUGUGACCACUGGGCGCAAGGUACGAGUAGAAAGCGGUUACUUUUCCCUGGAGAAGACCAAGUCGGAGCCUUCCCCACAGUCUGCACCGCAUUUUCAGCCACCCCAGCCACCCCAGCAUCUGCCCCUGUCCUCUUCAGCAUCCUCCUCCUCUCUAGGAGCUCCCAGUCCCAGGUACAAGUCCGAGUCAGACCCCCAAACUUCCCCUUAUCUACCCUCCCAAGAUCCUUUCCCUUCUCCAGGUGCCCUUAUCUCCCCCAGCUACUCCACCAUCAGCUCCUCCCAGAGCUCCCUGGACUCUGAUCCCAGCGGGACCACACCCACUUGGGAGGGACACAGCGGUGGUGGAGGGAGCACUGGUAGCAUCAGUGGUGGUGGAGGAGGAGGAGGCAGAGUGGGCCGGUCUGGCAGGGAGUACUCAGCGCUGUCGGAUGUGCCACGGGCUCGUAGGCUGAGUUACCGUGAAGCCUUCCGCUCAGAGAAAAAGCGGCAAGAGCUGCGAGCGCGGACUCGGAGUCCCGGCAGGGAGGAGGUGGCCCGGCUGUUUGGGGAGGAGCGCAGGUGAGAGGUUAUGGAUAAGUGUAAAAAAAUGAUCUUCUUGGACAUUUGAAGUUUUUUUCCUUCUGAUAUUCUGAUUGACGGCUGAACGUGCAUCCCUUUGCAGAAACGCACCCACAUAUUCCCUUAAAGGCAGCCAAACAUUACUUCUGAUUAUUAUUGAGCCACUGGUUAUUAGCUCUUAGCAUACCCUCAAAAGCACGCCAUGUGAUCAUUUGAUACAGCCCAUGCAUUGCCAGAAGCAGUCAGCAUUUUAGUUUUUUAGCACCACCCUGUGGCUGCUGUCCUUGAGGCCCUCCUGUACCCUGAGUAUCUUUUUGCUAAUGCUGUCCUCCCUAUCUUACCAGUGGUUUGCCAGUAAUGAUUUUGGGGCAAUGAAUGCAUGUGUUACUUUCUAUUCUAUGAUCUCCACUUCCUGCUUUUGCUACUUUGCUAGUUUGUUGUUUUGAUCUUUUCCAGGGGCUUCUGAACAGAGCUUCUCAGACCUAAUGCUCAACCAACCCCUCCACCCCUGCCCCAAUGCCUCCCUGCUGGUCACCGCUGAUUCCUGCUUUCUGUCAUUUCAUCUCUGCACUGCCUGGGAGCACUCACAAACACUGUUUCAUACAUAUACUCAAUUUACUGUUUAUACUGUGCAAAUAUUCUGUGGGUGCUACUGGUGGUGGGUUUACAGACAGUUAGAUCUUUCCAGCUUUUAACUGCAUACAUAAACAUUUCCGAGCACAGUGCCUUAAGGUAACCCUGAAUGUGUUUCCAUUGCUGCUACUUCUGCAAAUUUUUAAUCCAUCAUUCUAGUCCUUUCCCUUUUCCUCCAAAGUUUAACUCUCAUCAUAUAACAUGACUUUAUUUAUUUGAUGUAUCUCUGAAUUGCUCUCUCUGGAGAUAUUGUUUAAAUCCUAUAGUGCACAUUGUUGUGUAUGUUGCGACUUUGGGUGCAGAAUGAAUUUAAACAUUAUUUUUAUUGCAUGUAAAUACCAUUAACGACUUCUUGUGUUCAUUGUAGUAAAAGACUCAAAUAAGCUUUCAUAUCAUGCUCUAAUCUUGGUUUUUAUGCUGAUCUGCCCACAUUUAAGGUUGUUAUGCUGCAUUAUUUUUAAGGGAAAAAUCUUCCUCAUAACUAUUCUGCAAAAUUGAUUUCUUUAAAAGUGUUUCAGAUGUUAAAGCCAGUCAGAAAAAAAAUGUUGUGCGAAAUAGCAAGUGUGCUGUAUUUUGAGAAAGUUAUGUUUUGUGCCCCUAGGCGUUCUCAAAUCAUUGGCCGGUUCGAGGAGGGUCAGCCUGAGGAGCACAUGGACACAGGCAGCAUCAAUGAGGCCUCUGCUAACUCUGCGCUAAUCCAGAGACAAGGCCGCAGUGAAAGACGCUAUCUGGCUAACAAACAUGUAAGCUAGUCACUGGUUUUCCUGAACAACUACAUCUAAAAAUUUGAAAACUGAUUUUCCAAAAAAAAGUUUAAUCAUAUGAGUUUUUUCAAUUCUGCAUAAUAUAAUAUGUUUUGUAGGAUAUGUCGCUGGAUGCAGGCAAGGAUCGGUCUGUCCCCGAUGUAUCCAGCUCUACUUUUGCCAAUUUAAGGAGAGCUAAGUCGCUGGACCGCAGAGUCACUGAAUCCUCGAUGACUGUGAGUACAGAAAACUUUGGAUGUUCAGACAUGUCAGUCAUGAGCAAUUUAACACCUUCCAUAAGAUUGUGCACAACUGUCUUCCUAGCGACAAAAGCUGCCAAAGCGGUUGUGCACAUUGAAAGUGACAGUGAUAGGCCAUCGAACUCUCCAGCAAGAAUCAAAACCUGCUGCUUUGAUUAAAUAGCAACUACAUUUUCUUUGUUGCUGGGAGAAUUUACCAAUGUCUAUUGGUAAGUUAAACCAUGAAGGAGAGUGAUGGUAUUCAAAUUGCAGACAUAAUAUAGGCUAAAAUAGUCUAACUUUAGUUUUUGCAUGCAUGCAUCCACGUGUCAUCUGUCACCCCAUUUACACUAUUACAUCAGCGCUUGUUUUCCUCAGUCUUUACAAGCAAGAUUAAAGUAGCCCUCAAGUUGCCUAAGGUUGCACUGAUAUCCUCCCGAGCUCUGACUCCUACUAGUCUGACAAUCUGCUACUGAUCUGAGGUCUGUUCGGAGAGCGCUGCAGGGCCAAUUCAGCCAGUGUGUGGUCGCCCGCACUGGCGGAGCUGCAGCUGCCAGAACCCCCACCCACUCAAACACACAUUCAUGUACACACCACUGCCGCCACCGCUACUGACGAUUAUAAAUAGCCGGCACACAAGCAGCCACAGUCGUGUGCAUGUCCCUGGGACAGACGGACAGAAACAGAUUGUCAACAUAUGAAGUGAAGGCAGUUAGCCAUCAGAAUGACUCUCUGCCAGACGGUGACCCCACACCUGAUGAAGCUCAACAAAAGCAAGGUACUGUUUAGUGAGCAGAACCAGGUUUAGAGCAAGUGAUUUACUUUGGGGUCUAUAAACAGACCUGAGCUUGGUUUCAAUGUGCAGCAGUUUGUGUUACACAGGGAAAGUCCAGCUCCCGCCAGUCCGUCUCUUUAGCUGGAGCCAUGUAGCUGCAAUUAUACCUCAUGAGCUGAGGUAAAGGCGAACUGUAAACAAAUGUCCAUAAAUACGUUGCGUUCAAGGAGAUCUGAAUCAGAUUUUCUGACAGUGUCAGGGCAAAAAAUUGUAUGCAAUUAGGAACAAGGUGCAAAAUAGUCAUAACAGAAGAAGCUCCUUUGUUUAUUUUCUGUUUUUGUUCAUUGAUGUGGUUGAUGGGUAAAUGAAAUUUCUCUUUAUGGUUAUUUUGAUAAAACAAAAUUAAGUAAGAACAAAGUCACACUGCUUUGCUCUGUCUUGUUUGCAGCCAGAUUUGCUGAACUUCAAAAAAGGAUGGAUGACAAAGCUCUAUGAUGACGGCAUGGUAAUUUUCAUUCAUUAGUUGUUUAAUCCUGAUAUUAAACAUAUAGAGGCCGAUAAAACCAAUAAGUGCUUUCAUUGUCUUCUCUAGUGGAAGAAGCACUGGUUUGUUCUGACAGAUCAGAGUCUGAGGUACUACAAGGACUCGAUAGCGGAGGAGGUACGUUUGUUUGAAGUAACUGUGCAGUUUUUGACAAUUAAAUGUUUAUUUCUAUAUUUUUUUUCUAUUUUUUUUAUUCUGUUUUCGUAUUCAAACUUUUGUCCUCAGGCGUCAGAGCUGGAUGGUGAGAUCGACCUUUCCACAUGUUACGACGUCAAAGAGUUCCCAGUCCAGAGGAAUUACGGUUUCCAAAUUGUGGUGAGUGUUUAUUCUUCAUGUCAUCGAUUGCGCUGCGCUGUAAAUCAUCAGGCAAGAUGGAGCUCAUUGUCUAUGCACUUGAGCCCUCCUGUCUCCUGACGAUCUAUAAACAGCCUUAGACACCGUGUGGGGCAACUUUAGGUAUCAGGUUUUGACAUUUCUCUGUGUGAAACGAUUGUUUGUCUGUCAUGACGGAUGUCACUUGACUUGUCAUCUCUCUGUGAGGUGGUGACAUCAUGGUGGUCUAAAUCUGCUGCAGCCGUUGCCAGCCCUCCUCCUCUCUCUGAACCCAUGUGCCCCUCAUCCUUCAAAAACUUACCUCCUUCUUUGUCCUUAGUUAAAUCAAUUCAUGUUUGAGGUUUCACAAACAUGUUUUUAUGAUAGCUUUAUUUUGAUGCAUCAUAGUUGUGCAAUCCUUCAGAUCCUCUUCUGAAAUCUUUGACAGAAUACAUUUGACACAUAAUCCUUUGACCAUUAAACAUUUUUAGCACUUGUUGCUGUAGCAAAAUUCUUGCUGGAUACAUAGUGGCAUUGCAAUGCAUUGGUUAUCCAUUUGAUGUCGGAGGGGUUUUGUUCCCGCUACAUAUAGACUUUAAGUGUGAUACUAAUCCUAUAUGAGGACAACUGUAGCUACAAGGUCAAUUCAUUUGUUUAAAUUGAAUAAUAGAGCAGCUCUCCUGAGAUUCUUGAAGGAAAAAAGCAAAUUUGUCUCUUAAUGUCUGCUCUGUCUGAUCCCUGGUCAGGCUGGAUGGGACUGAUAAUUUCUGUAAGUAGAUCAGGCUGUAGAGCUGAAGACAAGAUAGUGACCUGAUGUCUAAAAAGAUAUCACAUCUGUGUCUUCAGAAGCUUUGACAAAUAAACUUAGAGCUUGUUAAAAUUGUUUGACUUCCACUAGAGGUCACUCAGGUGCCAGAAACACAUUUUAAAAAAGCCAGAACAUGAACAAAAAACACAAGUUUUGUCAUCCAAAAAAGGACACUUGAUUGAGCACCUUUUUAAUGAAAUGGUUUAGUUAGUAACAGAUUAGUGAUCCGCUAGGUGAUAAAAAGGUGUUUAAGAGAGGCUGAGCCCACCACCAAACAAAGAUGAAAAGAGGUCAAGAGAGACUGUUUGAGCAAAUAGUGCAGCAAAUUCAGAAUAAUGAUCUUCACUGCAAAUUUCAAAGAACUUCAUUUAUGGAACAAAAUGGUAAAAGAUUCUGACAAUCUGGAGAAAUCCCUUUUAUGAAAGAGACAAGGUCAAAAACCAGUGCAAUGAGUGGCAGUGAUCUUCAGGAGACGAUUGUGCAUUUCACAGGUACUAGAGUGUCAUCUAGACUUUAUAAAGCAGAGUCAAAUGUCUUUCACUGCAAAGAGAAACAUCCUGUGUUGCCUCUGUCUCUGUCUAGAUAGUGUCACAGUUGUGACUGUCUUAAAAUAAACAGUGUCAUUGCAGUGCUUCAUACUUCUGCUUUAAGGUAAACUUUAAAGUCUGAGCUCAGUGUAGAGCAUCAAUCAAUCAGGCAUGAUAAUACUGUUGAUGACAGUAACAAGUGUUUGAAACAGUAGCUUUUUUGUUUACGUACCUGAUGUUUAAGUACCUCACAUGUUUAAGUACCUGAAGGAUUUUACUUCAAAACAUGAAAUAAAAGAAGUGUUAAACUGUACCUGUCAGUAAAAGAAGAGCACAAAUGAGCUCAGAACAGAAAAAAGCCUUCAGUAUCUAGGUAAGAUAACUGCUUUAUUCUAGGAUUGUUCAUGUGACAAACAAGUGGUUGGAUUUUUUAAGUAUCAGCGUUAUUUAAAUCAUCAUGUUGUCUCAUUCCUGUCACUCAUUGUCACGAAAUGUUUGUGUCUGCUCUUAGUGUAAAGAUGGAGCGUGCACCCUGUCAGCCAUGACCUCUGGAAUCCGCCGCAACUGGAUGCAGGCCAUCAUGAAGAAUGUGCGACCCACUAUCGCCCCUGAUGUCACCCGGUAAUACCCAAAGAGGAUUAACACUUUCAACGCCGGCAGAUAUGAGGACUGCUUUUCUCACUUAUUUUUAUUUUUUUCUUAAUCCCUCUCUCCUCCUCACCUUCUCUUUCCUUUCUUUCUCUUCCUCCAUCAACUGGUAUUGUCAACCUGCUUCCAGGAAAAACAUCUCUCUGAAACUAUCCGUACUGAAGCCCAGGUUGGAGUGCUUGUGUGUGACACCCCCCUAACCCCCACCCCCACCUCCAACAGUGAUGUUAUUGCUCAGCAAUGUCAGGCUCAGCGUGUUUGUCGUCCCUAUGUCAUGUGAUUGUUGAGUAAUGUGUCCCUGUGAGGUUGUGCCACUGUAGAGACACACACUGCAAUCACAUCAGUGUACGAGAGUGACCUGCUUAACAUGUUGCUGAUCAACAGUAGAAGGGAUUAAAUGAUAAUUGUCAGAACAGCAACAAGAUCAUAACUGAGGCACAGACAAUAAAGCAUUUAGGGAAAAGAAAGAAGAGCUUGAGCAUACGUAUAUAUUUUCUGAACAGUUCCCCCUGAUGCUUUUAUCCUAUCUAAACUUGAACGUUUCAAGGAUUGCCUUUCAGAGAGCUCAUCCUGUAUGAUACCGAACACAUGCUCUGACCCGCAUUUUCUGAGUCACACUCUUUACUCUGCUCAGCAUGUGUGAUACUUUUGGUAUUCCCGCACAGACGCCUCACAGACACCUCAUUCUUGUUCUGUCCCUUCUCAUUUUCCUCUUACUCACUCCACCUCCCGACCUUCCCACACAAGGAGGUGGAAAAAGAUUGAGUCCAUCACUCCGCCUCUUGACACUGCCAGUGUCUGCGAGCUCGAGUUCACUGGAAACACAUUCUUUACAUUAAGCUACCAUAAAAAUCGUAUCAAUAUAGCAGCCGAGGGCAGACAUCUGCAAUCAGGCUUACCUCAGAUUAUGACUGUGAACACUAAAGCUGCUUUCAGUCUAAUGCUGCGUGCUGUUAAAGCAUUUUGAUGUGCUUUGUGUAUUGAAAGCAUGAUAAACUCAGCUAAGAUGUAUCAAAGUCAAGACGGUGAUGCUGCUCUGCCAGACUUGUAUGUAUUUUGUUUGUCCAGCUUUAUGUCCAAAUGAUGUGGAUGUAAAAGAUACAGUUAUCAUGUUCUGAUAAAGCAGUUAAACUGUGUAAUAUCUCCCUUUUAUUUGUUGUGUAUUUGUUCUUCUAGAUCCCUCCCUGAGGAGACAAUAAAAGCGCAAGUGAUGUUGGAGCCGUGUCCACAGGCCACUCCUGACCCAGGCCCGAGUCCUGAGGCCCCCAGGUCUGAUGUCAGCAGAAAGCUGGCAGGCAACAACACCUCCGUCCCUCCCUCUGAGCCCCGGAAAAGCAGAGUUCGUGAGCGCAGACGAGAGGGUCGCUCGAAGACCUACGACUGGUCCGAGUUCAAAAUGGAACAGACUGCAAAGCCUAUGAAGGAACGAGCGGACACAGUCGACCUCAGCUCAUCUUUCUCCACAACCUCCUCAUACUGCUCUCCUUCCUCCUCUGCUUCCUCUUUAGCAUCCUCUCCUGUCUCUACCUCCUCGUUACACACCUCCUCAGUGUCAGGCUCUCACCCGCAGCCUAUGACAGAAGAGGCAGAAAAAGAGAAUGUAAGGAGGGGUGUCCAACCCCGGAGCGCAACCAGUGCAACUCACUCGCCAAAUACUGUUACCGUCACAGUGAUGUCCACACUUAACACAACACCGCCAGUAUCGUCAACGCAUGGAAGCCAAGAGCAAGGAAAGAUGGAAGUAGAUCGGCCUGCUGCUGAGGUUAAGAGGGAAAACAAAGCCUCAGAUGUCCAAGAGGAGAUCGAGCAGCGAUGGCAUCAGGUGGAAACCACACCACUAAGAGAGGAGAAACAGGUGCCUAUCAAUUCAGCUGUAGGGAACUCUGCCAGCUCGGACAGAUUACCUGCACAUGAGCUAGCUGCACUGCUGGACAAAGAGGUCUGUUUCCUCAAUAUAGUCAUACACAUGUUUAUGAAAUCACAUCCUGUGUGGCUAGUUUACUCUUUCUCUUCUUUUGUGUUAAGUUGGGACAGAAGCAGAAGGAACUGGACCGCCUACAGAAGCAAAAUGACGUUUUAAAAGAGCAGUUAGAAGAUGCACUGGGGAGAGAGCAUAGCGCCAGAGAGGGCUAUGUGCUGCAGGUACUACACUCACAAUAUAUCACUCAGGAUUACCAUGUGUUUUAAGACUGACACUGUGUACAAAUAGCAUUUUUACAUAGAGUUUGAAGAAUAGAUUUUAAAGCUAAAAUGAUGUUGAAGCUGCAAGUUAGCAUACUUAGUAGGGUAUAUUUUACUUAAAGUACCACAGCAGGCUGUAUUUUUCACCUGAAGUGAACCAGCUCAUGAAAGAUGAUAUGUACUUGUCGCUGCUAUAACAUGUUUGAUAUUCUACUAACUGGUGCGGGUGCUUAUUCUCUGAUACGCAUGGUUGUGGUGUUCUUAGCAUGUAUUUUCACUAACUGUAUUUACGGAGUUUCACAUCUCCUGGGGGACUAAUUGAUUUGAUCUGAUGUGCUUUAAGGUAAGAAUCUUGAUCAAGAAGCCUUGCGCUGUGCUUUUUCCUCACUCUCCAGUUUUGCUUUGUCUGUGCGUCCAUAUAAAGCUUGAUCCUGCAUGUACUUUGGUGUUCAGGAGUGCAUAUUUUAACUCAUUGUUUUUUUUUUUUUACAUGUUGGAGUUUAAAGUUAUUUAUUCUCAUCAUGAAGUCAGAAUAUUUUUCAUUUAACCUCACUCUUUUUUUUUUACGUGUACAGUAAUUUUUUUUUUUUUUACUGUUGCAUCAUCGUUGUAGACACCAACCUUUUUUCCCAUGUGUUUGUCGGGGUUGGGGUGGGAUUGUGGGGGGAUCAUUUUCACCUUUUGUUUCCCGAGUCAUCUCUGAAAAAGCACAGUGGAAGCGUGGGGAAGAGUCUUCCCUAAGAGAGAUUGGUAUCAAGAAAGGAGAUAUCUUAUUUUCCUGGUAACCCGCGAGAUGUGGUUCUCCGUAUAAGGCAGGGAAGGUAAGGUGAUGUCAUUAAUGAGACUCUUUCAUCAAUCUUUUUCAAGAGUACAACACCCCCUUCCUCUUCACCGCACAGAGUGCCAUGGCAACGCUUGCAUACCCUUAAUCAAGACCUACAGGGCGAGUUGGAGUCUCAAAAGCGCAAGCAGGACCUCGCUCAGCAGCAAAUUCGGACUCUCAAAAGAAGCUACACAGAAGCUCAGGAUGCUGUAGACCGCCAUGAGGCUGACAUUCAGGGUCUGCAGGCCAAACUAGCUUCUGCAAUGGCUGAAAUCUUAGCUAGCGAACAAGCUGUUGCUAGAAUGCGCAAUGAGCUCAAGCUUGAACAGGAACGCUCAAAGGAACGAGAGGAGGAGUAUUGUUGUAGUGAGAGUACCUUAAGAGCCCAGCUUAGGGACAGUGAGAACAGACUGCGGGAGGUAGAGGCCAGUUUGUUAGAGAGAAGCCAAGCCCUCAGGCACCUGGAGCGCCAGCAGGCCCUGCAGCGAGACCACAUGAGGGAGAUUCAGAGGCUGCAGGAGAGACUGCAAGAGGUGACUGCACGGCUUAGCGCAACUGAAGAGGGUCAGGCACUGAAGGAGGAGCGCCUACGGGUGGAGCAGCAUACCAUGCAAGAGAGCCAUGAGAGGGAGAGACAGAAUCUGUGCAGAAGAUUAGCUGAGGCUGAAACAGCACAGAAAGAGACGGAGAAGAAACUGAUGGAGGCUGAGCAGCAGGUGCAGGCCCUCUUGAGAGGGAGGCAGGCCUCUGCGAGCAAAGAAAGCAGAGAGGAAAUCCAAAAGUUACAAGAGGAGCUGGCCCACAAGACUGACAUGGUUGAGACACUGAGGCAGAGCGUUCAUAGGCUGGAAGAAGAAAAAGGACAUCUCACUUGCCGCUGUCAGGAGCUUCUUAACCAGAUUUCUGAAGCAGACCGUGAGGUUAAUAAGCUCCGCAACCGUCUGGAAACAGAGGAGGCUGAUUACUACAAUCUGGAGCACUCGUAUGAAAGGGCCACCCAGGAGUUUCAGAAAAUAAGUCAGUUCCUUCGAGAAAAAGAGGAGGAGAUCCGGCAGACUAAGGAAAUGUAUGAGAGACUAAUGGAACGUAAAGAAGAGGACCUGAAAGAAGCCCUUGUUAAAAUGACUGCUCUCGGAAACAGCUUAGAAGAAACAGAGCAGAAGUUACAAGCCAAGGAGGAGCUUCUUUGUCAAAUGAGUCAAAGCCUCUUAGAUAGGUCGGAGCCCUGCAGUGCUGAAAAGGAUCUGCAAGCUAAGCUUGUUGUCGCAGAAGACCGCAUAGCCGAGCUAGAGCAGCAUCUCAAUGCCCUGCAACUCGGCUACGCUGACCUACACAUGGAGAGACAGCAAAUCCCAGAACAAAACAGAAAGACGAGACUCAAAACAUCGGUCUCUUUAUCUGCAAGUACCAUGCUGCCUCUUUCCUUUGAAAAUACAUCGAAGCCAGAGAGCUCCCCAGAUGGUAAAGAGUCUCAAGCUAAGAGACCAAGGAUACGUUUUUCCAAUAUUCAGUGCCAAAAAUACAUGAACUCAGAGGGCAUGGAGGGUGGCCAUGUUAGCAGCAGCUUUCCAGAAACAAGACAAAAAGUCAACCAGGGUGAAAGCGAAGACGUCCAUGUUUCUUCCGAAACAACAUGCUCUCACAGUAGUGACCCAGAAAAGUUUAUCUCCAUUAUACAUGCCCUUGAGACCAAACUGCUAGCCACUGAGGACAAAUUAAGAAACCUCACACAAAACCUAGAAGAGCAACAAUCCACUCAAGCAGAGACUGAUCUCAAAAUGACUGACACCAAACCUGGUGAAGAGCUUAUUAGUGGAAGCAGGAUACAGGGUACUGCAACCCAUAAACAUUACGCCAAGGCCCUGGCAUGUGUGGAAAACAGUCGAGAGACAGUCAGGAACAUCCUCAGUGGCUCUCAUGAAACUGCAGAUUCCCAGCUGCACUUACUGUCAGAGAUAGAGACUGAUUUGUUCAAUGCGUCCCUGUACAUUCGACAAGGACAGAAGAUGUUGGAAGAGCAGUCCCCACAAACCCAACAUCAAACCCUAGAGACUGUAGAUAAAGACGCUUUGCAUUUGUUUGCUAGAACUCUAUCGUUUGAGGCUGUAGUUUUAAACAAGAUGGCUUUGUUGAUCCAGACUUCAAAGUCUGAUGUCCUACAAGGUCUUGCCGAGGUGUGGGAAGACAUAGAGAGUAUCAAAAGAAGUGACAAAGAUUGCUUGGCUAUAGUUUAUGCUGAUGUCUUGACCAGGAAGCUCAUGUUAGAAGGUGCAUUCUGGAAAGAUUUGGAGAAAGCUGAAAUUGAAAUUGCAAAAUCCAAAGAGGGUGCUGGUGUAGAUGUAGAUGUUGAUUCUAGUGUCAUCUUUAACACCUUCAUUAAAGCAGAACUAGCCUACGCUAUUCAAAACCUUAAAAACUGUUAUGAAGAGAAAUUCAAAACAUUAAAAAGGGAGUUGUCAGAAGCACAUAACAACCUAUGUCAAAGGGAAACGGCUCUAAAGGCAAUCAUUGAAGCAUCCAAAAGCCCUGAUUUGAAAAAUGUCAUAAAAGAGGUCAAAAGUAACUUUGGUUUUGGUAAACACAAGUUAGCUGACAUCCAUCCUCCAGAACUUGCUCCCUACAUGGACCAGAUAGAAAUGGAAGAGGCUAGAGACUUGGCUGAGGAAAUCGUUGACAGACAGAUGGCUUCUGAAGCACCCCCUUGUGGUGUUGAUGCUAUCGAAUCAUUUCAGAUUGCUCAUGAAAGCCUCGCUAAUGAGCUUCAGAGACAAGCAGCCAUCCUUCACAAGUACUCUCAAGAGAUAGAAAGUAGUGAGAACCAUCCUGGACUUGCUAAAAUGGUCCAUGCUCUUCUAGGGCGUCAAACUUCACGCAACUUUACAAGUACCUCCCUCUGCAUGCGAGAAGCCUUAAUCCAGGCUCAGGUGGCGUAUGUGGCAUGCAGGUUACGAGCAAUGCAUGAACAAGACUUGGGCUGGUGUAAACAGACAGGUCAGAACAUGGAUGCUCUUGUCCAGGAGCACGCCCGCAAUGUUGGCGCAAUCAAAGAAAAAUACGAAGCAUCGUUACAAGAUGAGCGUAAGAGCUUCACACAAACAGUGACCUCUCUCCAAAAAGAGAACCAGACCCUGAAGGACGAGGUCAGCAAAUGUGUGAACCAGCUCUCUCAGCAGAAGGAGCAAAUGGGUCUCCUGGAGGAGCGUUUUCUGAAGGAGGCUGAAGAGCUGAAACAGAGGCACAAGCAGGAGCUGAGCCAAGCAGAGAAAGGCCGCGCCUCAACAGAGCUGGCCCUCAUGGAGACAACAGCUGACAGCCAACGAAAGCUGGAGGUUCUGCUGGUGGACAUGGACACCAUGGAGGAGCGGCAUGAGAGUCACGUGAGGAAACUGGAGGAGCAGUUUGAGAAGAGGAUCUGUGAGCUCCAGGUGAUCCACAAAGAGGAAGUUGAGAAGUUACAUUCCCAGUACAUAGAAAAUAUUCAGCGUGUGCAAAAGCACCAACAGGACAAACAAAGUCCUGAUUAUUCCCACUGCACUGAUGCUGAUACACCAAUGGAAGAAGAGGAGCAGGGGAAGGGGGAGGACUCACAAAACAUGUCAGAGGUGGACUCCAUGGUGGUUCUGAAGGAUCGGAUCCAAGAGCUGGAGACUCAGAUGAACACCAUGAGGGACGAGCUGGAGAACAAACACCUAGAGGGCGAUGUGGCCAGCCUGAGAGAGAAAUACCAGAGAGACUUUGAAAGUCUUAAGGUUUUUGCUCUUUCAUUUUACCUUAGUGAAACCUUUUUUUUUUCCAAAUCAAAACAAGAGUAGCUCUUAGCCUAGAAUAAUGCUGCCUUGGUUCAUCAGUCUACUAAUAUGCACAAAGAGUUUAGAGCUGGGAAAUGGUGUGAUUUGAUUAGUUCUAAAUAAAUAAAACUACAGUGGACAAUACAGCAGUUUGCAGUGUCGGCCUUGAAUGAUGUACUAAAUCUUUGUCCCCACAGUUCAGUUCCCUUCAGUUCAUUUUACGCCAAACUUAAGGCAAUGGAAUCUGAGAGUUAAGUGAUUUGAAGCAUCUCAACAACAACUACUAAAAGGGUUGCUCGGUGACUUAAACUGUCCUAUAUAACAGCCAAUAACAGUUCACAUGUACCAUCUGUAGAAAUCGAAAUAUUUCCACAUUCAUUUGAUGAAUUGACACUCACUUUGGUAUAUCCAUUUUUGGCUCUCUGGCAAUAAAUCCCAAAAAUUGUUGUGAUUCCUUGGCUUUUGGAAAUAACGAGAUCUUUGUCUCAAGUGUGGACACAAAUCCGAAGUUCAUGUCCAGUUUUUAACUUGCUGCAGGUCCUUCUUUGGACCUGCUGAAAACAAUCCAGGGGAUUGUUUGUUACUUAUGAAACAAUGCAACCCCAUUUGCAUCCCUUGGCUAUCCACAUUUGCACACUAUUAGUUGUGUUUGCACUCUGUGGGUCAUGCCUUUGGUUACUUUAGGGGUUUUUCUUAAGGAACACGUAGUAUCCCCAACAAGCUCAGGUGUGAACUUUUCCAGUAGUUGCAAUCUUUUAUGAUGACAUUACUUAAAUACAACUGUAAUAUAAGAAAUGAAACUGUCCAACAUUGCCUCUGCAUUUGGACAUUAGUAGACAUACCAUUUCCCACAUUUAAAAAUAGAAGCACUAGCAUUCAGCAGGUAGUCUGUCUAACUCAUUCUCUUACCCUUGUUUUCUGAUCCUAAGAUCAUUAAAAGCUUGCAUGGCUUAUCUCACUGAUUUUUGCAUGACACUUUGUAGCCUUGUGAAUUAAAAGUAGAUAUUGCACCAAAUCAGUUGUCACAUACUAAAGUGCAGUUUGCACGUAGAAUGUGAAUUUUUCAUGAUGACAGGUUGUUGUAACUUUCUUCCCAUAGGCCACCUGUGAACGUGGUUUUGCAGCGAUGGAAGAAACGCACCAGAAGUUGAUCCAAGACCUCCAGCGGCAGCAUCAGAGGGAGAUCUCCAAACUGAUGGAGGAGAGGGAGAGGCUUUUGGCAGAAGAAACCGCCGCCACAAUUGCUGGUAAAGAAAGUGACUACAUUACAACAUAAAAUGGCAAUAUUUAAAAAAAGACAGAGAAGAAGAAACUAAAGGUUUGAUCUUUCUCCAACAAAGCUAUCGAAGCUAUGAAGAAUGCCCACAAAGAGGAACUGGAGAAAACUCAGCGCUCCCAACUGAGUGGACUAAACUCUGACAUUGAUGAGCUCCGCUUACAAUACGAGUAAGUUUCCUCCUACUCAAAAAUAAGUACAGAGAUUUUAUCAAGAUGAUGCAAAUUCAUUCAAAAACCCCUAAAAGUGAGACGCACGCAGAGUUUGAGAAGUUUGUAGUUUGAUGGCCAUUGUCGAAUGAGAGUUCAUGUUGAUGCUGUGAUGAUCUGACUCUGUAGGGAGGAGCUGCAGUCCAUCCAGAGGGAACUGGAGGUGUUGUCAGAACAGUACUCUCAGAAAUGUCUGGAGAAUGCUCACCUGGCUCAGGCCCUGGAGGCUGAGAGGCAGGCGCUCAGACAGUGUCAAAGAGAGAACCAGGAGUUGAACGCUCACAACCAGGUUUGUAUACACAUACAUGCAUAGACAUUUACAUAUAUCAAUGAACAGCUUAGUUCACAAGUUAAAAGAGAAAUCUACUCUGCCAAACAGGAGUUAAAUAAUCGGCUGACUGCAGAGAUCACUCGGAUGCGCUCUUGUUUCAGUGGAGAAACUGCGCCUUCAACACUAAGCCAGGGCAAAGACGUUUAUGAACUGGAGGUGUGUAACCUAAUGAUACAAAGACUAGCUCACACACACACACACACACACACACUUAGGAUCUGCUCUUUCAUUUGACGGGUGUUUUUACUAUGGUUUAAAGGUGUUGCUACGAAUUAAGGAGUCAGAGAUUCAGUAUCUGAAACAGGAAAUCCAUUCUUUGAAAGAUGAACUGCAGUCUGCUCUAAGGGUAAGCAAUCUCUUCUGUACUGUCAGCAAUUUAUGGAAGGUGCUUGUAUUUCAGUUUGUCUUUGACAAAAAUAGAAAAAAAAAGAGAGGGGGGUACCAUUAAUUGUAUUUCAACAGGACAAGAAAUACGCCACAGACAAAUAUAAGGACAUCUACACAGAGCUCAGCAUUGUGAAAGCAAAGGCUGACUGCGACAUCAGCAAACUGAAGGAGAAGCUGCUCAUCGCCACAGAAGCUUUGGGUGAGAGGAACGUGGAUGGCACUGUCACAUCUGGUUACGGUAAAUGUCAAGUGUUGAUUUAUUCCUAAUGAACAAAAAUUGACAAAUUUCAGAAGUAUUUUCCCAGUCUCAUGACAUUAAAAUCAUGUCCUCCUUUUGUUUCUAGAUAUCAUGAAAUCAAAAAGUAACCCCGAUUUCUUGAAGAAAGAACAAUCAUCAGCCUCCAGGCAAUCAAGAGGUGUAAGGUCAAAGGUGAGUGUUGAAUGUUUUUUUCACCUCUCUAGUCUCAGAUUCGAACAUUCAGAUGGCGUUUUGUCCAUUCAUACGUAAACAACCAUUUCAGUUUCCUCUGUGCUGAGAUGUCCAAGAGUAGUUCACGCAGACUUUAUCUGGGCCGCCAGAUAUGUGUCACUGUCGGUCAGCCAGGACAUUUUAUUAUGAAAGUCUCUUGUGCUGUUAGUCAUGUUUAUGUUUUGUCCGUCAGUCUGUCACUGAACAGGUCUCAUGGGAUAGCUGACACUCUCAUUGUGGGGUGAUUCCUCCCCAGCCCCCACCCCAACAUGUGCUGUAGGUAUAGCAUGACGAAGAGCCAAGCAUGCCCUAACUAUCCUUGCAUGUUUUUACCCCACCCACUUUACUUUGAUGGUCCCAACCUGCACACCAAUGCUAACUGUGGCAACCACCACCCCUCGAUUUUACAUUGAAUGUGCGAACAUUAGCUCUUCCUGAGCUUAUGUGUGCCGACAGUCUAAAAGCCUGUCAUGGAAAAAACCCCUGUACUGUGUGUAUAGUUUGACUUUUUGGGGAAAAGUGCAACAACUAAAAUUAUUUUCCAGUUUUCUUGAGAAACUGAUCCAGCUUGCACUCCUGGAACAUGUCUCAGUUGAAAAGGAGACACCUGUAGUCUACCGUCUAAGUUUGUCAACAUCAGCCUUUCACAUCAGAGGAGAAAUAAACUAUUUGUGAUUAUCAUCGUGUGGAAGCAAAGCAAUCUCAUAAUCGACUUAUCUCCUGUUUAACAUUGUUUUCUUUGUUAAUCUAAAAGCCUUUGGUGUAUUUGUUGUCUUUUGUGUGUAUUUGAGUAACCAGUGUUCACAUUUAUUUGUGCAUUUGUGUUUUGUGAGUACUCUGUUUUUGUGGCAUGAUAGUGUUUCAGUGUAACUACUUUUUCUUGACCACCUUUCUUUGAGAUUACACAAACUUAUUCAGAGUAACGUGUGGUGUCAAUACUCUGCUAACAUAAAGUAAAUCUGUUCUCUCUGUGUUUUCGCCCUGUGUUUUGUAAGUUUGAUUUUCUCCUUGAAUGCAAUCUUCACAAAUUCUUAUUUUUGUCUUCCACAGAGCCUGAAAGAGGGACUGACCGUGCAGGAGCGUAUGAAGCUUUUUGAGGCAAAAGAUUCCAAAAAGAUUUAAAUAUCAUCAAUCUGCAGUUUUUUUUUUCUCUCUUUCCUGACCUUGGGUUUUUGGGGUCAGCAGUUCAGCACCUGCUGAGAACUGACAGAAAAUGGGAAAAAUCUAUGAAGAUCAUUAUUAACCUUGGACCUGCUGCUUCUGUGCCUCUGAUAAGUGGUCACAUUUUUGUUGAACUUUUUUAAUCAGUAGAAAAAGUUUUGUUAAAUCAAUCCUGUGUAAGCUUUCUAGAGAGAAUCCAUAGAUCUAUUAUCUGUCCAGCUUGGAGUUGUGUCAAAAAUCUGUCAGAGGGAUACAAGACAGCAUUUUUAUUGAUCCUUCAAAAUGCCAAAACGGUCAGCAAUACACAGUAUAAAUAAUAUAUAUUUCCCGAUAUAAAUUAAGUAUCUGCUGUAUUUUAUUGUUACAGUUUCUAUAUCUUAUGAUUAAGUUUAUGUUGCACCAGUUCUGUUGUAUAUAACUACUGGAUUUAUGUAAGAGUAUGGUUUGCUAUUGAGUGUUGGGGCAUCUGCUGUACUAUAACUAUGGUUUGAUUGAUAGUGGAGAACAAUGUGAUGCUUUUCUUGCUUGUGUAUGAGAGUUUUUUUUUUUUUUUUUUAAAUGGAGUGUCUGUGUGCGAAGGGGGAAGAGGGCUGGGAUUGCACUUAACACUUGACUACUUGAGGAAUCUUUUUUUAUUUGUCUCAAAUCAAUGUAGUGACUUUAAGUCAUCAAUCGCAGUGCAACCAAACAUCCUGACUUCUGUCAAAUUUAGUGAACAACAGUGACUUAUCAGUGAUUCAAUUUUUUUUUUCAAAUUUCUUAAAAUUUGUGUUUGCUUAGUUUUGACUUUGGUGUGAGAAUAUCAUCUAAAAAACUUAAACUAUUUAGGACUUUGCAUGACUGUACGUGUCAUAUGAAUAUGAAUUGCAGAACGAUCAUGUUGCCUCAUUUUCCUUCUUAAUGCUUCAGUGUGGAACUCUUAACACUUAUAAGCUUUGCUUUGCAAGUCCUACUGUUAAGUUGUUGAGAUGAAAUGUUUUACUGUAAGCAGCAGUCUUGAAGCACUUGGCCCGAUCCCUGACCUCUCACUAGUCGUGCCUCAACUGAGUGAAGAAUCUAUACAUCCAUGAAACCUGUGCAGCUAUGGAUACACACUGUAUAGUAUUCAAAACCACGCCUUGUAUAUAUGCCACACGGAAAACUUCUGUGUUUUGUUUUAAAGUUGUACCUUGCUCACUAGCUCUCUAUAUAAAAUAUAUAUGAAUAUUUUUUAUUUUCAUUUUAAUGUAUAACGUCAUAUAAAUGAAGUGUUUGGAAAUUUUUGAGUCACAUUUUGUGUUUACAAAAUAAGGUUUUCUGAUACUGGAAUUGCCUUUAUAAUAUACAAUUAGUGUACAAUCAGUGUAAGGUUCAUUUUUCUCUCUGGCCAGGGUGACUUAGUCCAUAAUUUGAAACAAAUGUAAAUGUGCCCAGAUAUUCAGAUGAGUUUUAAUGUCCAGAAAUCAUCACAAAAACAAAUGGUGUAACAUGUGAUCACAGCUAAAGCUUCAUACAAAGUUGAGUUAUUAACACCAUCAGGACAAAAGAGUAGAGCACAGGUGUGUUUGAGUACAUAUGAAAGAAAAAGUACUAAAGUCCAAAACCAAACAAUUAUAUUUACAUGAACCAGUGCACUGAACUUUACAGCAGACUUAUUUAUCAACAAGGACAAAGAGGUUUUAGUCUUUUUAUGACAUGUUUCUUAAUUCAAGGCAACCAUAGGGAUGAUUAAUUAUUUAAUCUCAAUGAUGACAGUCAUAUAUAUUCGCCAUACACAACUCAGGUGUGGUCCAUCUGUCUUGAAGCAAAUUCAGUCAAAUCUCACCCAUCAGCUGUGUGCAAAUAGGCCUAUUCCAUACUAUUUGGAUGUUUCACAUCCAGAUACUGGAUAAAUAUAAAGAAUUGCUGUCUAUUGUACCAGCUUUGUCUUGCCCAAUGUUUCACACAUACAUGUUCAAGCUUUAGAGAAGAAACUGCUUCAUAAACUGGUAGCUGUUAUUUGUGAUACUUAUAUUUGGCUGUUAUUCCUCCCAUAAACAUCACUUAAUUUCUUGUUUAUAAAAACUUCCUUGUAUUUCAAAAUGACUCAGAAGGUUUGUGGUGGUAUCUUAAAGAGUUAAUAUUGUUUGAUUUAUUUAAGUUUGAAAUGGUGGAAUCAGGACUGCCUG